Messenger RNA from Bemisia tabaci, 63471 nucleotides. NCBI's taxonomy places the organism in Eukaryota, Metazoa, Arthropoda, Insecta, Hemiptera, Aleyrodidae. The record is from RefSeq and is a predicted model, not a curated record.
AUCGCGCCGAGUAGCCGAGUGGUCCGCGCAUGGCCGACUUAAACGAGUGACUUUCGAUUAAGUACGCGAAAAUUCGCUUCGCCCAAUGCCCGAUCGGAUUCGCAAUAAGUUCUCGUUGUAUUCUAUUUAACUUGUGUCAAACCAUGUUUAGUUUAAUUCAUCAUAGGAGGAUCAGUAUAGUUAAGUUUUAGUUUUCUUUAGCUUUAAGUUCGGAUAAUAAUCGUAUUGGAGUAAAUUUUGCCGGCAAAUCUAAUUUCUCGUCGAAAUUCAAGUGCUUUAUUUGGUUAUAUAUAGUUUAUUUAUAGUGCUCGAAAUUAUUCGGUUGACGUCCGCGUCCUGGUUUAAAGUGUGUGUGGAAAAAGUCAUGAUAAACUACAUUGCUGCAAGCUGAAAAAGGCACCAUGCUUACCACCGCGAAGAUGAAACUUCUCUCCUCGUUGGUGGUGUGGAUUGCAGUGACUCUAACACACGUCAAAGGACACGGAGGCGUCGGCUAUGGAACAAGAGGGAGGGAGGUGUUCUUCUUGAACCUCGAAGAUGGCUACUUCGGGUGUCAAGUGAACGAAUCCACGCAAGUCCUCCAACUCUUCGAACUUUCGCGACUCUGCGAUGGCAGGCCAGACUGCUAUCGCGGUACCGACGAACUCGCCAACGAACUGAAAUGCAGUCAUACGUGCGGACUACACAACGGCCAAGUUUGUACUCACGGUGCGUGUUUGGAUUCUCAGUGCCAUUGUAACGACGGUUUUGGAGGCUGCGAUUGUGCAGUUCCAGACGAAAACGAAUGUAAAUUUAGGCCAUGCGACGUAUUCGCUCAUUGUACCAAUACUUUGGGGAGCUUCCAUUGUACGUGUUUUCCGGGUUACACUGGAAAUGGUUUUCACUGCCAAGACAUCGACGAAUGUGCGAACCCUGCGAUAGCGUCUAGGUGUGUGGCAAAUUCGGAAUGUUGCAAUUUACCCGCCCAUUUUUUGUGCAAGUGCAAACCGGGAUUUCACGGAGAUGGGGAGGUCGAAUGCAAAGACAUCGACGAGUGUCAGUUGCCAAAUGCGUGCGGCAUCAACACUGUAUGCAUAAAUCUCCCCGGCAAUUACACGUGUGAUUGUCAACACGGAUAUCAUGGAAACCCUUACAAUGGAUGUGUUGAUAUAAAUGAAUGCGAAUUUCAAGGCUCUUGCGGACCCGGAGCUUUAUGUACGAAUCUACCUGGAGGACAUCAUUGUGAGUGUCCACAAGGAUAUGAAGGUGAUGCGUAUCAUGGAGGCUGUUUCGACAUCAACGAGUGCCUUCUCAAUCCAUGUGGUGCCAAUGCUCUUUGUUUUAAUGAGCCUGGUAAAUAUCGAUGCACCUGUCCUCCAGGGUAUCACGGCGAUCCUCACACAUCUUGCUCAGAUAUCAACGAGUGUACUGCAGCACCAUGUGGGCUUCAUGCCAUUUGCAUUAACACGAAUGGAAGUUACUUUUGUGAGUGCAAACCUGGCUAUACGGGAAAUCCCAAGAAACACUGUCACGACAUCAACGAAUGUGAUCGAUUUAACCAUUGUGGCUUUCAUGCAAAAUGCAUAAACACUCCAGGAGCGUUCGUCUGCAUUUGUCCGUAUGGAUUUGCCAGCCUUGGUCACCAUUUCUGUGAAAGACUCUCAGAACCUGCAGAUCCAUGUAAAGAUGUUCAGUGUGGGAAACAUGCCAUUUGUAAACCAAAAGGUAAAGAAGCAGAAUGCCACUGUGAAGAUGGUUAUCUGUACAACUCCAGCAGCAUUUUGGAUGGUUGUGUUGACCCUUGUCAAACAAUCAGGUGCAAUGCCAAUGCAAUGUGCACUCUAUCAGGGAAUAAAGCAUUGUGUAUCUGCAAGCCUGGAUUUAGUGAUAGUAAGAAAAAUGGCUGUGUUGACAUCAACGAGUGUGCCAGCGGACCAUGCUCAGCCGGUGCUGUUUGUGUGAAUGGAAUUGCCAGCUUCACUUGUCAUUGCCCACGAGGAACAGUUGGUGAGCCUUACAAAGAAGGUUGUACCCAAUCGAAAGCUCAGUCAUUCACAUGCAGUGAUAAUAGUCCUUGCCCAGAUUCGGAGCUUUGCAUUAAAGACCUUUUUUUAGAGGAAAAAGUUUGCAUUUGUCGAGAAGGUUUUUCAAGAAAUUCAACCACCGGAGAAUGUGAAGAUAUUGAUGAAUGCUCAGAUAAUGAAAAUCCUGUUUGCGGAGCUCACGCUUCCUGUAAAAAUUUACUAGGGAACUAUGAUUGUCAGUGCCCAGAAGGAUACAUAGGAAAUCCUUUUGUUUCUUGCCAAGAGUGCAAUUCUACGGAGUGUCAAUGCAAUCCUCCGUACAUGAUCAUCAAAAAUGAAUGCAUUUUGCCAAACUGCAUAGAGGGAAAGUGCUCUGGAGGUGCUGAAUGCAUUACCGUCCAAAAUGUCAGCUACUGUGCUUGCUCAAAAGGAUCUAUAAUGAAUGAAAAUGGAUCUUGUGAAGUCUCAGAUUCAACGGAAAUUGGGAGGGUUUCUGUUGAUUGUCGAGUUACCAAGUGUGGGAUUGGAGCUAUCUGUGUAUUUGUUGGUCCCACCCAUGAGUGUCAGUGUCCACCAAACACUCUUGGAGAUCCCAAAAAAAAAUGCAUUCCAGAAUGCAGCAGUGAUGCCGAUUGCUCGUUUGAUAAAACCUGUACAAAUCAGCAGUGUGUGGACGUUUGCAGUUUCAAAGAUGUUUGUGGUCUCAAUGCCCUUUGUGUUCCCAAAAACCAUAAGCCCCAUUGCUCCUGUCCUCCUUGUUACAAAGGCUCUCCUGAAACAAGUUGUUACCUUGAUUCUAAUUGUACAUCAAAGUCUAGUCAAAAGUGUUCCUUAAAUAAUGAUUGCCCGUCAAAUUUAACAUGUAUAGAUGGUUUUUGUAAAAAUCCAUGCUCUUAUAUAGAUAAUAAAAAUAUUUUAAACUGUACCAAUAAUAAGAAAUGUCACGUUCUAAACCACAGGCCAGUCUGCAUUUGUGAGACGGGUUAUGCUGUUAAUGAAGCGGGAGAUUUGUUUUGUGCUCCUACCAAGCCUGAAUGUCGGAACAAUGAUGACUGUGCAUCAAAUUUAGCGUGUCUCAAAAACAAAUGUGUUGAUCCUUGUCCCUUCAUAGUUUGUGGGAAGAACAAGACAUGUAGUGUGUUUGCCCACAAGCCAGUUUGUAUUUGCGCCAAAGAUUGCCAGCCAUCUACAAUUUCCAUCUGUUUGAGAGAUGCUGGCUGUCCCUCUGAUUUAUCCUGUCGAAAUUACCUUUGUAUUGACCCCUGUAAAAACUUCAGUUGUCCUUCCCAAUCUCCUUGUGCUGUCCAAGACCACAAACCUGUCUGCAAAUUUUGUCCUGUUGGAUAUACUCCUGACCCUAAAUUUGGAUGCGUCAAAGAGUGUUUUCCAAAUUUUAAUGAGACCAUCGAGUCAAAAGUUGGAAGUAUUACUCCUCCAGCCUCAGUAAUCACUGAUUUUCCUCAAUUAUCUAAUGUAAGUACCGACUUGACUACCCAAAAUGAUUUUACAGAUAAACCGAUAACUUCGUCUUCACCCAUUCAAGAGGCAACUUUGCAUUCAACUCUGUCAUCCACUUUCUUCACGAGUAGUACUGAAACUGACGUUACAUCUCCGUCUUUUGAUCUGGAUAGCACCACUUUAAAAAAUGAAGGCAAUUUUGAAAGUACCCUUUCACACUCUUCUACAAUGAAUCCAAAAGGAGACAAUGCUAGUUCUACAAUUGAAACUUUAACCACUUUCAAUGGAAUUUACUCGACCCUUCAUGACAAGGAAGUUACUGAAUCAAUCGGUACAGUUUUUUCAUCUACUGUUACAAUCUCCCCAACUUUACCUGUGACACAAACAACACAUGGUGGCACAAGUACUGGUGAAGCUUCAACAGAUACUAAUAAUAAAAGUUACACAACUUUGUCAGGCAUCGGAUCAACUAUCCAAGAAGAAUUAAUACCUGCCCAGAAGAUUCCAACUAUUCAUCCUGAAAUUACUGUAAUCCCUGAAACACCAGAAAUUGAUAGCAGAGCCUUGGUGAAUGUGAGUUUUCCAACAGAGCCAUCAGUAAACUCUACAGAAAGUGGCUCUGAGAACUUCAUUCCGACAGAGGUACAAACUGAUGGCCCCCAAGAUACUUUAAAACCUAAAACCAAUACUGAUGUGGAUCAUCAUUCAUCAACUAUGCCAUCAUAUUUUGAAGAAACGUCAGUGGGUACGGUACCCUACGAAACGUUCACAAAAUCCUAUUUAGACCCUAAAACAACAAUUAGGAGUGAUCCUAGUACAGAAACUUUAGAUGGAAGUAGUACUCCAAGAUUCUCCUCUGAGUCAGUGACGCCUCAAGGAGCUUUGUCAACCCUGCAUGAGACUGUCGGGAGUGACUUUCCAAUAGCCCAAACAAAGAAUACAAUACCUGAAACUACUACGGAGAAAAAGUUUGAUGGCAGUGAGGAAACAUCCUCCUCCAAGGAAAUUGGUACAUUUGAGGAAACCACUACAUCCCAUUAUACAGGAACAGAAAGUGAAGAGACAAUCUUAGUUAGUAGUACUCCACAACUGAUAGAAGGAAACACCAUAAAUUCAAUUGUAAAUCGAAAACAUACAAUGUUAUUCAACAAAGCAAGGACUGCCACAGAAAGUGAAUUAGGUACCACUACUUACAGAACAACAUUUAAAGACACUGAGAAGGGAAGGACUCUACUUGUACCAGCCGUCACUGACACACCUUCCACUAUUAUUGUUGAUCAUGAAUCUAGCACCGAAGGCAGAUCGACAAAUUAUGAGAGUACGUCUCAUAAAAUACUUCGGACUGGAACGGAACAAACAACGUCAUUUAAUGAAGCUUUUACAGAAAGUGAAUUAGGUACCACUACUAACAGAACAACAUCUAAAGACACUGAAAAGGGAAGCACUCCAGCCAUUUCUGAAACACCUUCCCCCAGUAUUGUUGAUCAUGAAUCUAGCACUGAAGGCAGAUCGACAAAUUAUGAGAAAAGUGAAUUAGGCACCACUACUUACAGAACAACAUCUAAAGACACUGAAAAGGGAAGCACUCCAGCCAUUUCUGAAACACCUUCCACUAUUAUUGUUGAUCAUGAAUUUAGCUCUGAAGGCAGAUCGACAAAUUAUGAGAGUACUUCUCAUAAAAUAUUACAGACAGAAACAGAACAAACAACAUUAUUUAACCGAGCUUUUACAGAAAGUGAAUUAGGUACCACUACUUACAGAACAACAUCUAAAGACUCUGAAAAGGGAAGCACGUUUCUUGAACCAACCGUCACUGAAACACCUCCCCCUAGUAUUGUUGAUCAUGAAUCUAGCACCGAAGGCAGAUCGACAAAUUAUGACAGUACUUCUCAUAAAAUACUUCAGACUGGAACGGAACAAACAACAUUAUUUAAAGAAGCAAGGACUUUAGUCACAAAGUCUCUGUCAUCUAAUACGACUGAACAGUCAACGAGUUUCAAUUUUGACACAACUACUCCCUACAGUGAGUCUUCAUUUGGAGAGGAUGUAGCCAAUUCCACGAAAAAUACUGGUUCAAUACGAACAACGGUUGACAUAAUGAGCACAUCCAGUAGUUUUGUUGAUUUUAAGAAAACAACCUUCGUUGACACAACUGGAGCUCAUGACCUCACAACUACUGUUAGUGGUGAAGAGACGCUCACCUCCUCAUCAUUUCCAAAUUUUGAAUCCCAAACACCAAUUCCAGAAAAAUCUAUUCCAUCUGAUUCGACAGAAACUGAUCUGAUGCCAGCUAUAAAUACAACCCCAGGGCUACAUACAGAUUUGAAAACAUCGCUACAUGAUGCUGUAUCAGUGGGAAGUAAUGAAUUUACAACUUACAGAAUGGAAACAACAUCAACUGGAAAAAUACCAAGUGGUAUUACAAUUCCCCUUGAGAAAACUACAAACUCUGAUUACCCGUCAUCAACAAUUUACAAUGAAUUACCAACUGUGAGUGAGAAGUUAGUCACCGGAGCAACAGAGAAAGCAAAUACUUUGGAAUUUACCACUUUUCCUGCCAAAUUUGCAGAUGCAAUCCCCACUACCGAAUCAUUAACUUCAUUUGUAGGGAACAAAGCUCAAACCAUCAAUCCCACUUAUUCAACCGAGUUAAAUCAAGAAAGAGGGGUAACUGUUAUUAAUGACCCAGAUUCGACGAGGUUUACUGGAAAAAGCCUCGUGACUGAUGAUACAACAAUAAAUGAUAAGUCUUCAACGAAAUCAGUGAUGAAAGCAACAACUUUUGAUGUUGAUAAUCCAACAGGAUUUACAGAAAAAACUUUGACUACAACCGAAAAGUCACAAGAGAGAAUGCUUGAGGUGACCAGUGAUAGUGAUAGUUUUUUGUCGAUGAUUACAGAAAAAGGAGUAACCUCUGGCUAUGGCGCUAGUAUGACAACAUUUUUCACGGAAAAAAUUACAACAAAUUAUGAAAGAUUUACAAUAGCAGAAACCAUGCUAACUACUGAAAGUAAUGUAUUUUUGAGUGAGUCAAUAACAAAAACCAUCAAUCCUACCUCUGAUUUUGGCUCUUUUACGGAUGAAAGUGUUUCAACUGAUGGGAUACCAAAUUUUAAGGGGGGAACGGCGAUUACUGUAAAUGACAUCUCUUCAACUAUGCCCACAGAAAAAGCUCUAAAUUCUAUUACCAACCCUGUCCCAUCAAAAUUCACUGAAAGAACUGCAACAACUGAUAGGUUACACACUGAUAAGGAGAUGGGUUUGAGAACAACAGCAAAUGACUUUACUACCGAUACCACAAGCAAAGCAGCUGAUUCUGCCUUUACAACUACGCCAUCACAAUUCACAGGAAAAUCUUUGUUGACUGAAAGAGCUUUGUCCUCUGAGGGCAUGACGUUAACAGCAAGAGGUGAUGCAUUUUCAACAGAGACAGCAAAUGCAGCCACCAUUCCUGACUUUACGACAACCACCAAAAUAUAUACUCAAGAGAUUCCAGCCACUAAUUUGUUUUUAGAACCUAAUAAGACAGUGACAACGUUCACUGAAGACAGGUUUUCAACAAAUCCAAUAGAUGAAAGAACAACUUCUAAAUAUGAUGCUAACGCUAUUGAAACUACCACAAAUACCAUAUUCACCCAUGUGCCUCCCAUUACCGAGGCAAGGACUGAAAAAACUGAAAGAGAUAGAUCCUUGACGGAGACGGUAAACAAGUUGACAACUCCAGAAUACGAAUUGAAUCAUACAAGUUUUACAGAGGAAACCUUAUCGACUGAGGAGGUUUCCACUUUGAAGGAGGCGACAACACUCAUAUCAAUAAGCGAGAUUAUAAAAGAAACCACGGUGUCUGAAUUUAAUACUAUUCAAAAUAGAUUUACUGAAAAAACGCCGGCUACUCUUAAUUUAGACACAUCAAAAGACUAUUCAGUGACAAACAUGCGUAAGCGCACAACAGAAACUACAGAAAAAACAACAAUUUCUAACUUUGCCUCUGCCGAUCCAACAUUUACGCAGGAAACAACAAGCACUACUCAGGCAUCUACACCUGGAAAGCACUCAGUUACUACGGGAAGUGACAUGAAAACAACAACAUUUCUGGAAACAACAGAGAAAACCACAUCGUCCGAUUUCACUUUUAAUCCGCCUAAGUCUACAAGAGUAAAAUCUACAACUGACGAGUCUUUAACGACAGAGGAGGAUUUUGUAACAGCAAGCAUUACGUACUCAGUAGGGAUAACAGAUGAACUUUCAAUAUCUCAAUCUAGCACUGAACACUCAGGAUUACCUGAAAAUAAGAUAACUGUUGAUGUAGGGUCUACCAUUGAGGAAAAAAUUGUAACAACAGCGAGUGACAAUUUGUUCACAGAACAACCACAAAUCAGAACAACAGUAAAUGAAAAAUCAGAGGUAACAUUUGAUGACACCACUAAGUUACGAUUUACCCAUGAAUUUUUUUCCACUGUUGGAGUAUCCUCUUCUGAAAGUACUGUGGCGACAACAGCAAUUCACCCAUUUUCUACAGACUCAUCAGAAAAAUCAACAACCUCUGAUUUUGAUACUGCUGAACCAAGUUCUACUGAAAAAAUUCCAAUCAUUGAUAGGUCAUCAACAACCGAAGACCAUGUGACAGAAGUAGUUGAAAAAUUGUUAACAGAUCCAACAGAGGUACCAAAAUAUGGUUUUGACCGUACGAAACCCACUGUUCAAACCACUGACCAAUCAUUUACGCAUGAGGGUAGCAUUGAGACAACUGCUAGUAACAUGUUUUCAGUGGAAGCAAAAGAAAGAAAAAUAACAGCCAACAUUGAUGACAUUACUACAAGAACGUCUAUUGAUGAAAUUACAACUAAUUAUAAUCCCGAUCAUAGUCGCACAAAUUAUGAUAGAGAUGUAACUAAUUUUGAAUCAAAAUCAGAUAAAACAACUGUAGGAAUUGAAACUGUAACAGAUAGAAAAACAACAAGUGAUUAUAUCAGUACACUUUCCGGUAUUUCAAAUGGAAAUUCAGGAUCUUUUAAUUUUGAUAAUGAAGUUAAAAAAACAACUCCUCGAUCAGAAACGACAAAGUUUGACUCCUAUUCUGAGGUGACUACUGCAAAAGAGACAGCAGAAUCAUCCAACACAAUAGGACCUCAAAAUACUUACUCCACUCAAUCGUCAACCAAAUUUUUAUCUGAAGCUCCUUCCGUAACAACUUUCGUUGAUAAAACUCUUCAUACAGCAAGUGAAGAUCCAUACUCAAUGACAAAAGUUGUCGAGGAGAUUACUGCCUCUGACUAUGACGCUAUUUCACAUAGCGUAACUCCUCAAUCAGAAACGACAAAGUUUGACUCCUAUUCUGAGGUGACUACUGUAAAAGAGACAACAGAAUCAUCCAACACAAUAGGACCUCAAAAUACUUACUCGACUCAAUCGUCAACCAAAUUUUUAUCUGAAGCUCCUUCCGUAACAACUUUCAUUGAUAAAACUCUUCAUACAGCAAGUGAAGACCCAUACUCAAUGACAAAAGUUGUCAAGGAGACUACUGCCUCUGACUAUGACGCUAUUUCACAUAGUGUAACUGGAGGAACUAUUGUCACCGAUGAGUUACGGUCCAUCAGUGGAAAAGUUACCACUGUUGGCUCUGAUGCAACCUUUGAAUAUACUCCAGAUUUUGGUAGAAAAACUGCCUUUACAACUUAUGGCCCUGCUACAGAAAAAAGUGACAUGACAACAAUGUCACAUGAAAUUACAAUUGAUCGUGAUAUUAAAACUGAGAAAAUAUUUUCUGAUAUGGAUACCAUUUCCACCCAAAAAACACCUUUGUUCACUGAUGCUUUCACGCCAAGUACUGAGACAGAAGCAAUGGAAACUAUAACAACUUCAAUUCCUUCUGGUAGUCCAUCAACUCCUGUCAAGGCAACUCACAUUCCGUCAAUGACAUCCACUCAGAAAACGCUUUCAAGCUCAAGCAUUUUACCGCCAAGUAUUGAGACAGAGUCAUCGGAAACUGCAACACCUACAGUUUCUACUUAUAGUUUGUCAACUUCUGCUAUAGCAACUGACAUUCCAUAUGGUACAUCUUUUGAUGACACUUUGACCUCAAUAAAUGGAAACAGUGUUGUUCAGUUUUCAACUACUAAGGAUCCCAUGCCUGAUCAGGAAGUUACAACUUCAAAACAAUAUCAAAUUUCUGAAAAAACAACGGAAGAAAGAAAGCACAUGAUUGCUACUAAGGAUGUAGCAACGCAUGAUGUAACCCUCUCAAGUUCUGAGAAAAACACACCCCUUCCAAAUUCAGAAGGUGAGGUGAGAAACACAAGUCCCAAGUAUGCCUCUGAUGAAUCAACUUUAGGAGUAGGAACCUUGCCACAAGAGAUCUAUUCAAAAGAAGUAACUGAUGCAACUGAAAAAACGUUCAUUGAAAUGGUUACAACUAGUAUCUAUGAUUUUGUUUUCCCUAGUGACAAAAGUGGAGAGACAUCUAGCACUGAUAAAGUAUCUACUGUUGACAGAGGGGCAUCCACCACUUUAGAACUGGUUCCCGAUACAACAACUGUCUCGUCAGAUAAAAACUUAUUCUCUCACACUGAAAAAACCACCUUUCUCCCAGAAUUUGAAGGAAAAAUCACUACAGCAAACAACAUUGAAUUUACCUCUGACAAAAAUACUGUUGGUUUAGAUUUAAUCUCACCUCAGUUCAACACUGACGGAACAACAGUAGAAGCUAAAACAACUUUCACUAGCGAAAUUACAUCUUCUAGUUCCACGACUGCCAUUUUAAACCCUGACACAGAUCUGAACACUGAAAACACUGAAAGUUCAUCCACCGCAAAAACAACUAUUCUUAUGACAGACCCUCUUCCUCCUUCAACGAGGCAAGAAAUUGUUCACCCUUUUGAAAAAACUUCUCCAACAUCGAAAACAGCACCCACAGCUUAUGACCUAAUAACUGAGACAUCACCGACUCAGGAGGUAUCGACCAAUGUCCCCGAUUUUUAUCAAACGUCAACGGAAAGCUCAUAUCCAAAGUUUGAUUUCCAUGAUAAAUUUAGCACUGGUGAAACAAUUGACCUCAAGAAAACUACUUCUGUGAGUUAUCCUGAGGAAAGCCUUGGACUAGUAACUAAAAGAACUGAAGAAAAAUCGAUCGAUAGGGCAACUUCUUAUGCUACUGACUCUGACUUUGCAAUUACCACUUCUGUAAGCAAAGAGAUGUCCACAUCUUCUUUUAAUGAAAUAAGUAGGAAUGAUGCUGAUACAACUUUGCAGACUGAGAACAUUUUACCUGAAACAACAACUAUUGAUGCAAAAACUAGUGAUCAUGAUAUAAUUUCAACACAAGUUACACAAAUAGAUUCCUCAACGGAUAAAGUGACCUCCCUCAUUUCGAACAUCGCAACAACAAGCAGUACAAGUAAGUUUUUUAAAGAAUCAACAGCUGAGGGGGAGUUUUCUACAACUUACAUCAGUAGGGCGAAAUUACCUGUUACAACUGAUGGUAUCACAAUUGAUAAUGUCGACUUAACAAGUUCGACCACGGAAGAGUAUUUUGGCACUAAAAUGACAGAUGAAAAUAUAACUCCAGCCUCUGACAUAGAAGCAGCCUCAACCUUUGGAACAGAUUUCACCAAAAUUAUCAAUAAAACAAGCAAAGCAGCAGAAAUUCCUGAAACAGUCACAACGUCUGCAACUAGCAUGAAGAGUUGGGAGGAACCUAGCACUGAAAGCAGCUCAACUUUCUAUUUUUCAGACACAACAGCUUCAACAAUUCCUGUUUUUAAUAAAGUUAGCAAAGAAACUUCAACAACAGAAGAGUUGGAAGUCACCACCUUAAACCGUCAAACAAAUGAAAAUUCAUCUACAGAAACAUCAUUUGUCGCAGAUAGUAGUUCUACGACCGAGCGUAUGUCCCAUGAGACAGAAACUUCUUUUCAUGAUGCACAUGAAAAUGUCGCCAACUCAACUGAAACCAGAAAUAUAUUUGCGGAAUGGCCCACAACAAGCAUGGUGGAUGCCUCCGUGAAUGAAACAUCAACUUUUUCCAGUUUGAGUGACAUCACUCACAUGACUGUAGAUAAUAAUAUGACUCAAUUUCCCACCGAGCCACCAUCAAAAGAUGAGCAAUCAACUCCAAUGUUCUUGUAUGAGCCCAUUUCAGGAAAUAACGAAAAUAAUAUACAGACAACCCUGAUAGAAGAAACAAAAAUCACUGAGUCUGAUAUUAUGUCAACAAGCUACAUCAGUCUGGGAACUUCCACCACUCCCAAAGUAUUGACUGAAAAUAAGUUUUUGACUGUUGGCAUCCCUACUGAGCAUGGAAUUUUGAACAAAGGCCAGGAGACAACGGAAAACAGUGAAACUGUUCCCACUUCGCUCCCUGAAACUGACAGGUCUGAGGCUACAUCAAGCAGUACCAACUUUUAUAGAAGUACUAUUAAUCCUAAAAUAACACCAGAGAGGGAGGGAACCUCUGUAACGGCAUCUUUUAGUGAACGCUCAACACUCUUCUCAACGGAAAGUGAAGAGAAAACGACUGCCUCAGUUGAAAUGACCCACAGCACUCCUGUAAGUAGUACCCCUCUUUUUACCGAGAUUCCUGAUGGUACUGUAGAAACUAAAAUAUUCAGUGUUGAGAGCACUUCAGACUUCGAUAAAAUCAAUGAUGGCGAGGUAACAAAAAAAUAUACCUUUGUUGAUUCAGUCACUGUUUCUGAUGAAAGUCCAACAAGCACUUAUUUUCCUCCUACUAAUGGAAAAACACAAGGAAUGAAUGAUUUGUACAGGCCUAACACCGAAAGUGAUGCUACUGUAGGAUUUAGUGAAAAUGGAAAAACUUCAAAUGAAUUUGAGAGGGAAACUGAAAGUGGACCCACAGACUCAACUUUUAGUUUAGUUGAAGGAAAGGUAAUUUUUGAUUCAACAACUACUACGUGGCUAUCAACUAGAACAAGAACUUUUUCUGAACCAGAAACCACAUCCGAGAUUGUUGAUUCAGUGACACAGAACAGAAAAUCUUCUCAUGAGGAAGAGAACUCUUUUAAUACACCUCUUAAUACAGGUAGUGAUCGGACAGUGACUGAAUUUCUUGCUCAUCAAACUACUGCAACACCUAUAUCAACAGUAUCAUUACACCAGGGGACAGUCACUUCUCCAGAAAUAAGGGAAACCAGAAAUACUUUGCCCAAUGAAAUCAUCAUGAAUGAUAAAACAACUAUUCUGACCACUAUAAUUCCCACCACUAAUAAAAUGAACAAUUUCCUAAAUUCACAAACUUUCUUCCCACCCACCUCACAGACAGAAAAGGUAUUGUUUGAAAAUGACAUCUAUCACAAUACAGCAGUUGCUGAUGAGAAAGUUACAGUAACAUCAAAUCUGCAUCAACCCUUUACUACCACCGAAACAGUGUCAAAUGAGGGAACGAAGUUACCCUUCACGAAGACAACUUCAGAUAGUAGCAAUGAAGGCACUACCUCACAUUCCACCGAUGUACCGUCAUUUGGUGUUACAAAUGAAAGCACAGAAAGUGUGAUCACCAAAGUAGCCUUAACUACCGAAUUUGUAUCUAUUGCUCAGUCAGAAUUCACAACGGAAACUCUCUCAGCCACAGAACUUGCAACAACCUUUCCACCAAACACUUCUUUUAUCACGAAUGUAUCAGAAACUCCUUCUUCAGCGACAUUUUCACCCAUCGAUGUUGAUUACCUUAUCUGUGAUACCGAUGCUAGUUGUCCGAAAAAUAAUUUGUGCUUUAAUUCAUAUUGUAUCAACUUGUGUCCAUCAAGUAUGUGCCAUACAUCAGUGAAUAACUGCACUAUAGACGCAGAUAACCAAUUUUGCAUUUGUGCUUCGCCUAGUAAAAAAAAGCCCCCAUUUUUCCCGUGUAAUAUUCAUCCAGCUGUGGGAUGCACAGUUGACGAAGAAUGUGUACACGAUUUGGCCUGUGUGAAUCACCAGUGUCAAAAUCCUUGCCAUAUUACCAAUCCUUGUGCCGGUCAAGAUGUUUGUCAAUGUCAAAAUCAUAUACCAGUCUGUAUAAAAGACCCAAAUCCUGUGAUUAGCUGCAGCCACUGCCCUCCUGGUGCUAAAUGUGAUCCUUAUACUGGAGCAUGCUCAAAAGAAAAUUAUCCUAGCACUAAUAUUAUCACAAAGAUCAAUUCUGGUGAUAACGUAACUGUGAUGUAUUUAGAUAAUGAAAAUUCUACUCAUAGUGAUAAUGAAGUUCCUACAACCAAAGUUUCUGAUUUUGAAAAGACUGAUAAACUAAUCACUGAGGUUCCUCCUGAUGCAGCCGCGACUGUGUUCCCUAGUACCUUAUCAAUUACCGAAAUUAUAAUGUUGAAUUAUAGUAGUUUUAGUACAAUUGGCUCCACAGUAGAGCAAAGCUCUGAGUCAAUUUUUACAGAGCAAAUUUCAUCCAAAACUGCCAAUCCCAAUUUUAUUACUGAUAGAAAAUUAGAUGAAAAAUCUUAUAAUAGUACAACUGUAAAUAUUAGGAAUUAUAUGAAUAAUGAAACCAAUCUAAGUCGAGGAACAACUCCUACCACUUUUAUUGAACUUCCUACUCUCUCACCAAAAAAUGUUAGUUCUACUCAUACCAUUACUGAUUCAGUUACCACCGAAAAUCUUAGCAAAUUAACUGAAAGUAUUGUAUCCGAUGUGUAUAUUGAAGUAAAUGGCACGGCAAGUACCAUUGAAACAAUUGGACUAACCGAAAGUACUAAUCGAAAUGCACUUUUCACUGGAAGCACUUUUGAUAGUACUGUUUCAAUGGAAAAUACUCCAGAAAUGUCAACUACAAGUAUAGGUAUUGGCACAGAAUCAACUGAACAUGAGUCAGUUACCUCAAAUUCAGAAGAGACAACUACAUUCAAUUACAGUUAUACUUUUUCAACUACAGCCGAUCAUGAAUCAUCAUUAUCUUCUGAUCACACUUCACACGCAGUCAGUGCAUCAGAGACUGAAGUUUACUCCACGACACCUGAAGAAACUUUUAGCAUUACACCGUUUGCAUCAACUCCCUUGUCCUCCUCUGUCCACCAAUAUAUUACCGGAAGGACAAUGGUGGAUUACGAGUUUUUCACCAAACCAGAGACUUUUUCAAAUGAACCUGCGACCACCUCUGAUUUACCUGAGACGUCCUUUGUCACUACAGAAUCAGUUUCGCAUGUAUCUGGUUUUACUAAACCUGUCUCUGACCCCGGAACUUCUCCUCCUUUUUUACCCGAUGUAACAACGACCGCCCAAAUGAUCCCAGUAAAGAAUGUGUCCGAUUCUCCUACACAGAAAACUCCUAUCUUUGAAACAACCUCAGCUGUCAUAAAUUCAGUAUCUACAGACAGUGGAGAGGCUACAUCAAUUUUCAAAGAUCUUGUAACCACAACAGAUUCUCAAAUAGUUCCGUCGAUCGCAACAACUUCAACUUUAAAUUAUGAAACUUCCCAGGAUAUCACGGUUACAGGACAUAUAACUGAAAAAGCAUCAACCGAUGAAAGCUCAUAUACUCUUGAAGAAGUCGAAAAAUUCUAUUCAACGUUAAUGCCAGAAACUACCACCGCAUUCAUGUCUGCAACGUCAAGCACCUCUCAAAUUGAGACUGAGACAAGCAUUUCUAGUGACUCGACAACGUCUGUAAUCGUCGACGUUACGACGGGAACAGUUAAAUCAAUUGAUGCCGACUCUUUCACCAGUAACAGCUGGUCACCAACCUCGAUGGUUACCGAAAAGUAUACAGAUAUACCCACCGUUGACGUAACGUCAACUGAUUCUGACUUAAAUUCUACUGAUGCAAACAUUGCACCCUUAAAUCAUACGGCUCCAACCACGCGCUCAGAUGUUGGAUCAACUUCUAAAAGUCCAUCCUUCAGUGAAAAUUUUACGACACUAAAAUAUAGUGACCAUACCUCAGCAGAAGCAACGGUUGAGAAUGAUUCUAUAACCUCACGCACUUCAUCAGAAACUGUAACAGCACCAAAUCUGCUGAAAGACAGAAUUACGACUGCAACGGUAGAGGCGCCAAACCGCACUGAAUCAUCAACUACAAUGGGACAGUCUUUCCUAACGACCACUGAAAACUAUGCAGAUGUUUCCACCGUUGAGUCAACUCCCCUUUAUACCGGUAGUAUAACAUUCAAGUCAAAAUCUCUUUCUGAAACAACUGCAUCAGGCUUUGAGCCGACUGUGACGUACUCGGAGGGAAAUAUGUUAACAUCCGAUGAUGUCACGCUGGCAAUAGAUUCCGGUACAGUUCCAUCGGCAGCGAGCACUGCGUCCUUCGAGGGAAGAACAACCACCAGUUACACUGAUGAAACCAUGGUCACCAAACAAAGCUCCACGUACAGUUCCUCUCCCACGGAAGAAGGCUCAACACUGAAAUUCCCAGACACCGUCAUACCGCAAACUAGUCUUAAAGCCACUGCUUCAACCGCAGUGUCUUCUAAGGACCACGAAACUUCCGAAGCAACCACUUCUCCAGCCAUGACAACGAUUGAAUCUGUUGAAGGGUCAACGGCUGAAGUGGGAUCAGUACAUUCAGAAUUGCCAACCACAGAAGUUGCUCACUACACUUUUGUUACUUCUGCUAAAUCUGCCGAUAAAACCACUUUGAAACCAACUUUUUCCUCUGAAACAACUUCAGCAUCGACGGAUACAGAAGGAACCACGCUAAUAUCCAGUCGGCUGACGACGAUAAAAGACUCAGAAACAACUUCGUUUCAAGAAAGCAUCACCACUGAAUCUAUUGCAACGUUGUCAACUACUUCUCCGAAUCUUCUUACACAACCAACCGUCCUUGUAAUCACAACCACGUCGGCAACGGACGAUGGCUCAAAAGGAACAGGAAUAGCUUAUACUGAGACCACAGCAUUUGCCCCUCAAACCGCAAGAACUGAGACAGAUCAAAUAACCGAACUAACCACUUCACCGGCUGCUAUGACUGCAGCAACGACCGGAAGAUCGAAUGACGAAAGCGAAACCGUAUACGAAGAAUCAUUUGUCACGAUGAUUGACCAAUCCACUGAAACUACCUCUUCAAUUCAUUCCGACAGUGGUUUUACUGAGACUAUUUCCUCCCCUAGAACAAUCGCCGUCACUAAAACAUCGAUGGACGGAAAAGAAACGACUUUGAUUUCUACUGAAGUGUCAACUGCAACCACCGAUCUCUCCAGCACCGUAAAGUCCGAAUUAUCAGAUCAAAACUCACCUCAAACUACUUCUACUCCAAUCGGAGAAGUUUCAACCGUGAAAUACGACGAUACUAGCGGUCUACAAACUUCCACCGAGUAUAUCCCUGGGACUGACGAAACUAUUAAAGAUAAUGCUAACAAAGUGACUAUUUCCGCGGCCUCAGCAACUUCCACUGCGACUGAAAGUUCAAGGGAUGUGAUUGGAAAUACGUAUGCAGGGUCAUCUAUUACGGGCAUCAAAGAAUCGACCAAGAGCACUGCAUCAGUGUCAACCGGCGCCCCUACUUUUGAGACCGUCCCUUCCUCUUCCUCAGUCUUAGCAGUCGGUACUUCAACAUCAACGGCUAACGAAGGAACGACGUUGACAUCCGUUGAACAAUCAACAACACCAGAUUUUGAAACAAGUGUAUUUCAUUCAAGCACGAUGGCAACUUCAACUACCGAAGAAGGCACAAUUCCAAGCAGUUCAUUCCCCUUGGAGGAAUUUUCUACCAUACAAUUCUAUCGCACUGACAUGCCACAAACGACCAUCGAAUCUAUCACUCUGACCGCAAAAACUGAGGUGGAUCUUGUAAAUGAACCUACCUUUCAUCCAGCUUCGGCAACUUCCUCAAAGACCGAAGCUUCAAGAGACGAAAUGGUAACUGAGUAUACCGAAUCAGUGACCCCAAGGAUGAAACUGUCUUCUGAAACUACCUCAUCGAUGUAUUCCAAUGGCGCCAGUUCUGAAACUCCUUCCUUCCUUGAGACAACUCAAAGUCAAACAACAUCGAUGAGUAUUGAGGAAACCACUUUGACUCCGAUUGAACUUACCACUGAGUCAACUGAUUUCCCGAUCACCUUAGAAACCCUAAUUACUGAACAAGUCUCAACUCAAAGAACCACGUAUACUAGGCUAUUUAUGACGGGCGAGGGAGAAUCAGCUCAAACCACUGCAUCAAUGUUUGUUGGCACUACUGUUCCGGCUGCCUCAGCAGUCAAUGCAUCCACAUCAACGGCCAAGGAAGGAAUGACUAUGAAAUACGAGGAAGUAUCAACGGUAACAAAGUUUGAGACGGAUGGUCAUUUUUCGAGCACCGUUCCUACUUCAUCUUCUGAACAAGGUACAAUUCCUACCGGUUCCUUCCCUUCCGAAGUGGGUUCAACCAAAAAACUCGACGGUAUUGAUAUUCCACAGACGCCAAUCGACUCCAUCUCUCCGACUGCAAAAACAGAGCCAUAUUAUGUGACCGAAUCAAGUACUACGCCGGCCGAAGCAAUCUCUACCACCAUUGAAGGAUCAAGGGGUAUGAUCGGAACUUCAUAUGGAGGGUCAUUCACCACGGUCAUAGAAUCAGCUCAUACAACCGCUUCAACUUUUGCCGAUGGCAUUGCUUUUGAGGCAAGCUCUUCCUCUGCCACAACCUUAGCUGUCGAUACUUUAACAUCAACAGCCAAUGAACCAACGACGCUGACAUCUGCUGAUGUCUCCAUGACAACAGACUCGGAAGUAAGUGUAUUACAUUCGAGCACCGUGACAACCUCAUCUACUGAACAAGACACGACUGUAAACAGUUCCCUACCCUCUGAAGUGGGUUCAACCAUAAGAUUCGAUGUUACUGACAGUCCUCAAACAACCGCAGAAUUUACUUCUGAAACCGCUAAAACUGGUACAGAUUACACUCCUGAACCGACUACUACAACAGAAUCGGCAACUUCUACCACCUCUCUGACCGCAAAUACAGAGCCACAUCAUAUGAUCGAAUCGAGUACUACGCCGGCUGAGGCAAUCUUUACCACCGCCGAAGAAUCAAGGGGUGAGAUCGAAACCACGUAUGCAGGAUCGUUUACUACGAACAUCGAAGAAGCAGAUCAAACAACUGCAUCAAAGUUCUCAGACGGCACUACAGUUCAAGCUACUUCUUCCUCUGCAACAACUUUAGCAGUCGAUACUUCAAAAUCAAUCGCCCAUGAGGCAACGACGUUAAUAUCCUCUGAAGUAUCUACGGCAACAGACUUUGAAACAAUUACAUUAGAUUCGAGCACCUUGGCAUCCUCGCCUACUGUUCAAGACCUAACCACAAGAAGUUCGCUUCCCCCCAAAGUGGGUUCGACCAUAAAAUUCUAUGUUACUGACAGCCCUCAAAUAACUGCAGAAUUUACCGCUGAGAACGCCAAAACUGAGGCAGAUCUUGUGGCCAAAUCAACUACCACGCCGGUUUUGGCCUCCUCUCCCACCAUUGAUGAAUCAAGGGAUGAGAUCGGAACUACGUAUGCAGGUUCAUAUAUUACGGAUGUCGAAGAUGCUGCUAAAAGUACUGCAUCAAUUUUUGCCGACGGCGCUACUGGUAAGGCUACUUCUCCCUCUGGAACAACCUUAGCAGUCGAUACUUCAACAUCAACGGUUAAUGAAGCAACGACGUUGACCCCUACCGAACUAUCAACAAGAAAAGAAUUUGAAUUUAGUGUAUUUAAUUCGAGUACCGUGCCAACUUUAUCUACUGAACAAGACACAACUUCUAGCAGUUCAUCCUCCUCCGAAGAAUUUUCCACAAUGAAAUUCGAAGUAACUGACAGUCCGCUAAGAACCACAGAAUUUACCGCUCAAACUACAAAAACUGAGAUACACCACUCCGCUGAAACAACUACCAUGCCAGUUUCGGCAACCUAUACCACCAUUGAAAAAUCAAGGGAUGAAAUCAGAACCACGUAUGCGGAAUCAUUUACUACGGGCUUCAAAGAGGCAGCUCAAACUACGGCUUCAAUGUUUGCUGACGGCAAUACUGAACAAGAUACAACUCCUAGCAGUUCGUUCCCCACCGAAGAAUUUUCCACCUUAAAAUUUGAUGGCACUGACAUUCCAAAAACGUCCGUCAAAUCCAUCCUUUUGACCGCAGAAACAGAGGCACAUCAUGUAGUCGAAUCCAGUACUACGCCAGCUCAGGCAAUCCCUACCACCGUUGAAAAAUCAAGAGAUGAGAUCAGAACCACUUACUCAGGAUCGUUUACUACGAGCAUCGAAGAGGCAGAUCAAGCAACCGCAUCGGUGUUUGCUGACGGCACAACUGUUGAGUCCACUUCUGCCUCUGCAACAACUAUGUCCGUUGAUACAUCAACAUCAACGGCGAAUACAGCAACGAAGUCGACACCCACCGAACCAUCAACGGAAAAAGAUCUAGGCACAAGCUUAUAUCAUUCAAGCACCCUUGCAACCUUACCCACUGAACAAGACACAACUUUUAGCAGUUCAUCCUCCUCCGAAGAAUUGACCACCAUGAAAUUAGAUGGCACAGACUUUCCACAAACAACAAACGAAGCCACCUCUCCCACUACAAGAAGUGAGGUAGAUCGUAUAACCGAAUCAAGCACUACGUCGACUAUGGCAACCUCUACCACCAUUGAAGAAUCAAGGGAUGAGAUCGGAACUUCGUAUCCAGGGUCGUUUACUACAGCUGUCGAAGAAGAUGCUCAAAGUACCAUAUCAAUGUUUGCCGACGGUUCUACUGGUAAGACUACUUCUCCCUCUAGAACAACCUUAGAAGUCGAUAUCUCAACAUCAAUAGUUAAUGAAGCAACGACGUUGACCCCUACCGAACUAUCAACGGGAAAAGAAUUUACCGUGCCAACCUCAUUCACUGAACAAGGCCCAACUUUAAGCACCUCGUACCCCUUCGAAGCGGGUUCAACCGUAAAAUAUGACGAUGGUGACUCUCGGCAAACGACUAUUGAAUCCAUUUUACUAACUGGUAAAACUGAGGCGGCCACGUCUACAGUACGGGAAGGAUCAAUUUAUGAAGCAGGUACUAUUAAUUCAGAAUCAUUUACCACUAAAAUAGGAUUGACAACACCACAUACCUCUUCUAAGUCAAUAGAGGGCACCACUUUGGAGACUACCACCUCAUUUGGAACAGCUUUUGCAGGAAGCACCUCAAUAUGGCCGGACAAAGAAGGAACGAUGUCAACUUACGCUGAGCUAACCACGUUAACAGAUCUUGAAACCAGCGUGUUUCAUUCGAGCACCGUGCCGACCUUAUCUACUCAACAAGGACAAACUGGAAGCACUUUGUUCCCCUCCGAAGUUGGUUCAACCAUAAAAUUCGUUGGUACUGACGGUACAGAAACAACCCCAGAAACUGAGGCAGAUCAUACAGCCGAGCCAACCACCACGCGUGUCUUGCCCACUACUACGUUAGUAGAAGGAUCAAAAGAUGAGGCAGAUACUACCAAUGCUAAAUCACUUACCCCUGAAAUGAGAUUGACAACACCUUCUCCCACUUCCAAGUCAACAGAGGGAACCACUUUCGACACUCCUACCUCCUAUGAAACAACUGAUGCAGGAAGUACCUCAACAUUGUCGAACAAGGACGGAACCAUGUCGACCGUCGCUGAGCUUACAACGGUAACGGAUCUUGAAACCACCGUAUUCAUUUCGAGCACCGUGCCAACCUUAUCUACUGAACAAGGCCCAACUUUAAGCACUUCGUUCCCCUCCGAAGUUGGUUCAACCAUAAAAUUUGAUAGCGCUGACAGUUCUGAAUCAACCACGGAGUUCACUGCUCAAACUGCAAAAACUACCACAGAAUUCGUAACCGAACCGACUUCUACGUCUGCUUUUGUAACUUCCACAUCACCUCAAGGAUCAAGAGAUAAUAUCGGAAUCACGGAUGUAGAAUCAUCAACCGUGGAGAUUGAACAGUCAACGCCCAUAUCCACUGCUAGAUUUGCGGAAGGAACCACUUUCGAGACAUCGCCUCCCUCCGGGAUAACUAUACCAGAAGGUGGCUCAACAUCAAGGGACGGAGAAGGACUGGGUUCGACUUUUAGUGAACUCACGACUACGAUGGCCCAUCUUCCAAGCACAGUGGCAACCUUAUUUACUGAAGAAGGCUCAACCAGAAGCCCUUCAUUCCCCUUCGAAGGUGGUUCAACCAUAAAAUUCGAUACCACUGAGAGUUCUGAAUCAAACACAGAGUUCACUACUGGAACCGAACCAACUGCUAAAGAUUACGUAACCGAACAAACUUCUACGUCAACUUUCGCAACUUCUACGUCAGUUGAAGGGUCACGGGAUAAUAUCGGAACAACGUUUGUCGAAUCAUUAACCACAGAGAGUGGGCCGCCAUCUCUUACAACCACUUUCGAGACAUCGCCUACAUUUGGGAUAACUGUAGGAAAAGGUGGCACAACAUCGAAGGACGGAGAAGGACUGGGUUCGACUCUUAGUGAACUUACGACUACGACGGCCCAUCCUCCUAGCACAGUGGCGACCUUAUUUACCGAAGAAGGCUCAACCGGAAGCACUUCAUUCCCCUCCGAAGGUGGUUCAACCAAAUCAUUUGAUAGCACUGAGAGUUCUGAGUCAACUACAGAGUUCACUACUGGAACCGAACCAACUGCUAAAGAUUACGUAACCGAACAAACUUCUACGUCAACUUUCGCAACUUCUACGUCAGUUGAAGGGUCACGGGAUAAUAUCGGAACAACGUUUGUCGAAUCAUUAACCACAGAGAGUGGGCCGCCAUCUCUUACAACCACUUUCGAGACAUCGCCUACAUUUGGGAUAACUGUAGGAAAAGGUGGCUCAACAUCGAAGGACGGAGAAGGACUGGGUUCGACUCUUAGUGAACUUACGACUACGACGGCCCAUCCUCCUAGCACAGUGGCGACCUUAUUUACCGAAGAAGGCUCAACCGGAAGCACUUCAUUCCCCUCCGAAGGUGGUUCAACCAAAUCAUUUGAUAGCACUGAGAGUUCUGAGUCAACUACAGAGUUCACUACUCAAACCGCAAAAACUACUACAGAUGACGUAACCGAACCUACUUUUACGUCUACUUUUGCAACUUCUACGCCAGUUGACGGAUCAAGAGAAAAUAUAGGAACAACGGAUCUAGAAUCUUCAACCGUAGAUAUUGAACAGUCAACGCCUACAACCACUGCUGGAUUUGCGGACGGAUCCACUUUCGAGACAUCGCCUACCGCCGGUUUAACUGUAACAGAAGGUGGCUCAACGUCAAGGGACGGAGAAGGACUGGGUUCGACUUUUAGUGAAUUCACGAGUAUGACGGCCCAUCCUCCAAGCACAGUGGCGACCUUAUUUACAGAAGAAGGCUCAACCAGAAGCACUUCAUUCCCCUCCGAAGGUGGUUCAACAUUAAAAUUUGAUAGCACUGAGAUUUCUGAAUCAACUACAGAGUUCACUACUCAAACCGCUAAAACUACUACAGAUUACGUAACCGAACCAACAACUACAGAUGAUGUAACCGAACCAACUACUACAGAUUACGUAAUCGAACAAACUUCUACGUCAGUUGAGGGAUCACAGGAUAAUAUCGGAACAACGUUUGCCGAAUCAUUAACCACAGAGAGUGGACCGGCAUCUCUUAUAACCACUUUCGAGACAUCGCCUACCGCCGGUUUAACUGUAACAGAAGGUGGCUCAACGUCAAGGGACGGAGAAGGACUGGGUUCGACUUUUAGUGAAUUCACGAGUACGACGGCCCAUCCUCCAAGCACAGUGACAACCUUAUUUACCGAAGAAGGCUCAACCAGAAGCACUUCCUUCCCCUGCGAAGGUCUUUCAACCAUAAAAUAUACCGAUGGUGACUUUUCACAAACGACUGUUGAAUCCAUUCCUCUGUCUAGAAAAACUGAAGCGGAUCAUACAACCGAACCAACUACUACGCAGGCUUUGGCCACCUCCACAGUACUGGAAGGAUCAACUUAUGAGGCAGGUAUCAACAAAGAAUCAUAUACCACUGAAAUAGGAUUGACAACACCUUCUCUCACUCCCAAGCCAACAGAGGGAACCUUUUUCGAGACUCCCACCUCCUAUGAAACAACUGAUGCAGGAAGUACUUCAACAUUGUCGGACAAGGAAGGAACGAUGUCGACCGCAGCUGAGCUUACAACGGUAACGGAUCUUGAAACGACUGUAUUUAUUUCGAGCACCCCGCCAACCUUAUUUACAGAAGGAGGCUCAACCAGAAGCACUUCAUUCCCCUCCGAAGGUGGCUCAACCAUAAAAUUUGAUAGCACUGAGAGUUCUGAAUCAACCACAGAGUUCACUACUCAAACCGCAAAAACUACUACAGAUUAUGUAACCGAACCUUCUUCCACGUCUGCUUUUGCAACUUCUACGUCAGUUGAGGGAUCAAAAGAUAAUAUAGUAACAACGGAUGUAGAAUCAUCAACCGUAGAUAUUGAACAGUCAACGCCUACAACCACUGCUGGAUUUGCGGACGGAUCCACUUUCGAGACAUCGCCUACCGCCGGUUUAACUGUAACAGAAGGUGGCUCAACGUCAAGGGACGGAGAAGGACUGGGUUCGACUUUUAGUGAAUUCACGAGUACGACGGCCCGUCCUCCAAGCACAGUGGCGACCUUAUUUACCGAAGAAGGCUCAACCGGAAGCACUUCAUUCUCCUCCGAAGGUGGUUCAACAUUAAAAUUUGAUAGCACUGAGAGUUCAGAGUCAACUACAGAGUUCACUACUCAAACCGCAAAAACUACUACAGAUGACAUAACCGAACCUUCGUCCACGUCUACUUUUGCAACUUCGACGUCAGUUGAGGGAUCACGGGAUAAUAUCGGAACAACGUUUGCCGAAUCAUUAACCACAGAGAGUGGGCCGCCAUCUCUUACAACAACUUUCGAGACAUCGCCUGCCUUCGGAAUAACUGUAACAGAAGGUAGUCCAACAGCAAGGGAUGGAGAAGGAACGAGUUCUACUUUUAGUGAAGUCACAACUGAGACAGCCUAUCCUCCAAGCACCGUGGCAACCUCAGUCACUGAUGAAGGUUCAACUCAAAGCUAUGUAUCCCCAACUGAAAUGGUUUCAACUGUAGAAUUUGAUGAAACUAACAUCACAGAAAUUUCCACUGAAUCUUUUUCUCAGACCACCUCACCAUACUCUGAGCAUGUGACUGAACAAACCAGCCCGCAGCCUAUGACAACUUUUAUAACUAGUGGGGGAUCUGGAGAUGAAGCCAGAGUGACUCAGACGGAACCAUUUACCACGGAGAUUGAAAUGUCAACUGUCGCCACCUCAACAAGGCAUACUGAUGGCAGUACUUUUGAGACAGCUUCAUCCUCUGGGACAACCGUAGUAUCCGGUACUUCCACCUUGAUGAAUGAAGGAGAAACGACGUUGACAGCUAGUGAAGUAACGACGGCAUUAGAUCAUGAAACAACUGUAUCUCUUACAAACACAAUGGAAACCUCGUUUACUGAACGAAUCUCAACUCAUAGCAGUCCAUACCCCACCGAAGAGGUUUCAACCCUAAAAUUUGAGAGCACUGAUAUUCCUCAUACGACCGCCGAGUCCAUUCCUGUAACCGGCAAAACUUUUGCCGACCACGUAACUGAAUCAACUACAUCUAUUACUUUAGUAACUUCUGCAACGACUGAAGGGUCAAGAGAUGAUGUAGGAACUCCAGCUACCACAUCAACGUUUACCGACAGCACUACUUUUGAGACGACCUCCUUCUCUGAACACCCCUCUUCUCUCGGAACAACCUCGGUCGUUGGUACUUCAACAUGGAUUGAUAGAGAAGAAUUCAGCACUGAUAAUCCACAAAGUACCUCUGAAUCUAUUCCUCCAACAGACAAAACUUCAACAGAGUUUGUAACAGAAACAACUGUGCCCGCGACCAUGACAACAUAUAAAAAUGACGGAGGAGUGAAAGAUGACGCCAGGACAACGUAUGGAGAAUUGUCAACCAGAGAUGAUGAACAAGUAACUUCAACUACGAGUUCCAAGUUUACUGUUGGCACUACUGUUGAAACAACAACUGUCCCUAGAACAACUGUAGCGGUCGAUGCUUCAACAUUAACGGAUACGGAAGGAACCAUGUCAACAUCUAGUGAACUAACGAUGGCAACAGAUUUUGAAUCAACCGUUGCUCUUACGAGCACCACUGAAGCAUCUGCUACCGAACAAGGCUCAACCAAUAUGAAUACGGAAGUUACUACAUCGAAAUUCCGUGUCACUGUCAUGCCGCAAAGUACCACUGAAGCCAUUACCACAACUUCCAACACUGGAGAACCUGAUAAUGCCUCUUCUACAACACUUAACCCCAUUGUGAAUGGAAGUACCAUACCACUAGCUCAAACGACAACUUCAUUUUACACAGAAACUAUUACUUCCACCGCCCCAACCGAGACCACCAUUGAUAACGAUGUUUUUUCAAGUACAACCUAUUUUACUGAUGCCACGUUUUCAGUCACUGACCGUACUGAAAGUACAACAUUUGAGGAUCGUAUUUCAGGAGGAACUACAGUGAUAGGUUCACAUUCAGUCACAGCUGAUUAUAAAACAACAGAAUCCGUAUAUCAGCUUGAAACAUCUACUUUUCCUCAAAAUUCUUUCACGCCCUCUGAAACUUCUUUGAAACCUUUUGAUACUUCAUCAAAAACAACAGAAAGUAUAACAGAUUCUAUGGUUAAAGAAUUAAUUGUAACAUCUAAGCCAAUUGUAAUCACUUUAUUUAACCAAACUCCAGCGGUUUCAAAUAAUACCAAAAUUCUUUUUGUUCCACCAACAAGUGGAGUUGAGUCUGGUCCCACAACAGAUAUGUCAGACUCAUCCCCUACAAUUGGCAAUACUGGAACUCCCCAAAGUUAUCCAACAAUUGAAAAUACAGAAUCAACUCUUUCAGAAGUAAGUACUGACUCUUAUCCAUUCGAAAUCACCUCCACUACUACCACAUUUGAAACUACACAUCUGACAGAAAACCCCACGCUGGUAACUGAGAUGUUGUCCAGCCGUUUCUACAAUGAAAUGGACGGAAAGGACAAGACAACUACUCCCGUGUCACUUUACCCUUCUUUGACCACCAACAGCCCUGAUGCUAUCCCAAAAACAACAGUUCCCCCUUCAGUUCCAUCUAGAUGUAACAGCAACACGGAAUGCUUAGCUUCUGAAGUCUGUGUUGGCACUUAUUGUAUAAUUGCAAACUGCACAAAACCCGGUGCUAAUUGUUCACCCGGAUCCAGCUCGACCAGUGGUUCGAAAGAGACUGGUGUUGCAAAAAGUCCUCAUCCUUGUCAGUCAGACUCUGACUGUUUAGAGAUUGAGGCAUGUUAUGCGGGGAAUUGUGAGGAUCUUUGUGCUUUAUCCGGGAUGUGCGCUUCAACAGCCAAAUGCCACGUUUUCAAACACAGACCUGUUUGUACAUGUCCUCCUGGUUUUGAAGGAAACCCUGCAGUCAAAUGUUUUCUUCCCAAACCAUUGGCCUGUUCAUCAAAUGCUGAUUGCUCCUUUGCUGAAGCUUGUAUUCAACAGACUUGUCAACGUCCUUGCGAUGUUCAUAAUCCCUGCGCUCAAAAUGCAGUCUGUUCUAACACAAACCAUGGAACAUCUUGCAGCUGUAUUGAAGGUUAUCAAGGCAAUGCUUUCAUCGGAUGUAUUGAAGUUGCUAACUAUCAGCCAAUCUGCCAGUAUAAUGAAGACUGCCCUCCUGAUAAAUUAUGUGAUCGUCUCAAUCGUAUUUGUAUCAAUCCUUGCUUUGAAGAUUCUUGUGGUGAAAAUGCUGAGUGUGUCCCUGUCAACCAUGGUGUUGAUUGCCGCUGUCGCACUGGUCAUCAAGGAAAUCCAUACCUUGGAUGCACAUCAGUUACUGGUUGUCAGAGUGAUGAAGAGUGCCAUGCUAAUGAGGCUUGUGUGGGAGGAAAAUGUAGUAAUCCUUGUCAUUGUGGCCCGAAUGCAGUAUGUGAUGUUGUCUAUCACAAGGCAAAUUGUAAAUGUUUGCCAGGCUACACGGGUGAUGCCAUCCUUGGCUGCAAAGCUCCAUCCAAUCCUUGUCAUCCAAAUCCUUGCGGAGUUCAUGCCUUAUGCGAAAUUGACAAUGGAAAUCCAAUUUGUUUCUGUCCCAAAGGAAUGACAGGCAAUCCUUUCAAAAAUUGCAUUCCAGAGGGAGAUGAAUGUUCACCAAACCCUUGCGGGCCAUAUUCAGGCUGCCGUGUUGUGCAUGGUUCAGCAGUUUGUUUCUGCCUGCCAGAAUACGAAGGAGAUCCUCCGAUUAAACCUUGUCAUCUACCUCAAAAUCCAUGCAAUCCCUCCCCAUGUGGACCAAACACUCAGUGCAGCUUGCUUGCCAAUGGUUUUGCAAAAUGUACGUGUCUACCAGGAACCGUUGAAAGUCCGAACACCAUCAGAGGUUGCGUGGAAAAGCGUAAUCCUUGCGAGCCCAACCCUUGUGGUCAUGGAGCCAUCUGUGAUUCAAAUCGACCUCAGAUUUGUUUCUGUCCAGAACCAUUGAUUGGAAAUCCUUACCGAUCUUGCACAGAACCUGUGAAAACACUAUGUCAACCCGGUCCCUGUGGUGUAAAUGCUGAUUGCUAUGUAACUGGAGGAACAGAACAGUGCUUUUGCAAAUCGGGUUUCAUCGGCGAUCCUUAUUCAGCUUGUCAUGCACCUCCAACUUCACCAUGUAUUCCAAAUCCUUGUGGACCAUUCGCUCAAUGUACUGUCACUCCUGAGGGUCACUCGCUUUGUCUUUGCCCCGAUGGAAUGGCAGGUGAUCCGGCUACUGGGUGCUCAGGCCCCGAAUGUAGGACUGAUGAUGAUUGCCCGUGGGACAAAUCAUGUCUGGGUUGGAAGUGCCUGAAUCCUUGUCCCGGCGCAUGUGGAAUAGGGGCAGAUUGUCGCGUAGAAAAGCAUCAUCCAGUUUGCUCUUGUCAUGAAGGUCUCACUGGAAACCCCUUGAUAAGAUGCUCUGCAAUAACAGUUUUAGUACCUGUGGCAAAUCCAUGUGAACCCAGUCCAUGUGGCCUAAACACCAUUUGCACCAUAAAGAAAAACAAAGCUGUCUGCUCCUGCCUACCUGACUUCAUCGGAGAUCCUCUCACUAGUUGCCAGCCAGAGUGUUUGAUGAAUUCCGAUUGUCCAUUCCAUCAAGCAUGUCUUGGGUACCGUUGUAAAGAUCCGUGUUCCUUCAGCAAUAUUUGUGGGCUUGGUGCAGUUUGCUCAUGCAAAGAACACACAGUAACAUGUAAUUGCCGUGAAGGGUUUACUGGAGAUCCAUUCAUCCAGUGUAUUCCAGAACCAUAUCUACCACCAUACCCAAAUAUGACACUGCCGUGUAAACCUUCACCAUGUGGUUCAACGGCUCACUGCAAUGUUUUUGGUGGACAAGUGGCGAUGUGCGAUCCAUGUGGCUCAACAAGUGGUUACUGGAGCCCGGCUUGUCAUCCAGAAUGUUUGUUCAACUCAGACUGUCCUUUUGAUCUCGCAUGUAUUGGACAGAAAUGUUUGAAUCCAUGCUCUGGAUCAUGUGGAGUUGGUGCUGAAUGUGUAGUUUAUCAUCAUCAACCCAUUUGUACCUGUCCAUAUGGACUCGUCGGGAAUCCAUUUGAACACUGUCAUCCACCACCUCCAACUGCUGUCAAACCCAAACCUGACUCAUGCGAAACGUUACAAUGUGGUGCUAAUGCAGCAUGUAAAGUCAGCUACGGGCACACAACUUGCAUCUGCUUACCAGGAUAUCAUGGCAAUCCCUAUUUGGCCUGCAAACCAGAAUGUGUGCUAAAUACGGAUUGCGCUCACACUCUAUGCUGUGUUAAUAACAAGUGUGAGGAUCCUUGUAUAGGUGCUUGCGGUGUCAAUUCUCACUGCCAAGUAGUCAAUCAUCUACCAGUUUGUUUCUGUCCUCAAGAUCAUACUGGAGAUCCAUUUGUUAGUUGUUAUCCUUAUAGACCAAUUGUUCCGCCUGUGAUGGGACAUCCCAGUAACCCCUGUGAUCCUUCUCCUUGCGGCCCCAACAGCCGUUGUUUGAUAUCUAGUCAAGGCUACGCCACGUGCUCAUGUUUACCAGGCUUCCGUGGUGUACCUCCCGUUUGUAAGCCAGAAUGUGUUAUUAGUCCUGAGUGUCCUCAAUCUCAAGCUUGUAUAAAUCAAAAAUGUACUGACCCCUGUCCAGGGACGUGUGGAAUAAAUGCCAAAUGUAUUACUAUUAACCAUAAUCCAAUUUGUAGCUGUCCACCUGGUCACAUCGGUGAUCCAUUUGUUAGCUGUUAUCUACCGCCAGCGGAAGAAAUACCUAAAGUUCCUUUAAACCCUUGUGAGCCGUCUCCAUGUGGUCCUAAUUCAAUUUGUCAAGUCACGCAUAGUCAUCCUGUUUGCUCAUGUGCUCCCAAUUACAUUGGAAGCCCACCUUUCUGCCGCCCUGAGUGUACGAUGAGUCAGGAAUGUCCUCAUGACAAAGCCUGUAUCAAAGAAAAAUGCAGGGAUCCAUGUGUGCAAUCAUGUGGGUUUAACGCCAAGUGUAAUGUUAUCAACCACACGCCUUUCUGCACCUGUUUGCCAGGAUUUGAAGGUGAUGCCUUUGUCGGUUGCUCAUCAAUACCUCCAACCGUCCAUCCUCCAGUACCAACUGAUCCAUGUAUACCAUCUCCUUGUGGUGAAAACGCUCAAUGCACCAGUAUAGAUGGCACUGCAAGGUGUACCUGUAUUCCACCAUAUUUUGGCAACCCAUAUGCAGGAGGCUGUCGGCCAGAAUGCGUGAUUUCAAGUGAUUGCCCUCCCUACCAGGCUUGUUUAUCCAGCCAUUGCAGGGAUCCGUGUCCUGGAGUUUGUGGUGUCAAUGCGCAGUGUAAUGUCGUCAAUCACAUUCCGCAAUGUUCCUGUUUUCCAGGUUACAUUGGGGAUCCGUUCCAGUCAUGCAGAAUUGAACCUAAACCAUUACCUCCUCAGAACCCUUGUGUGCCAUCACCAUGUGGACCUCAUAGUCAUUGUCGUGUAUCAGAUGGUCAUGCUGUCUGCUCCUGUGAAGAAGACAAAAUUGGCACACCUCCAAACUGUAGGCCCGAAUGUCUUGUCAGUGCUGAGUGUGCUCAAAACAAGGCUUGCAUCAAUCAACAUUGCAAAGAUCCUUGCCCUGGAACCUGUGGUCUUCAUGCCAAGUGUCAAGUCAUCAAUCACAAUCCUGUCUGUAGUUGUCCUCCACAUUUCGUUGGAGAUCCUUUCGUCAGAUGCGUUGAAGAUGCUCCUAAAGAACCCGAAAAUCUUGGCAACCCUUGCAUUCCAUCUCCAUGUGGUUCCAAUGCAGAAUGUCGUGUCAUCGAUUAUCGUGCCGUUUGUUCAUGUCUACCUGGUAUGCUUGGCGCGCCACCUUAUUGUAGGCCAGAGUGUCUGAUCCAUGCGGACUGCCCAACAAGAUUAGCCUGUGUCAGUAACAAGUGCAGAGAUCCGUGUGCUGGAGCCUGCGGCUUCAACUCACAGUGCUCUGUCAUCAACCAUCAACCUGUGUGCACGUGUCUCGAAGGCUAUCAAGGCGAUCCAUUCUCGGGCUGUAAUCAAAUUCAAGCCACUAAACCAAGUAACCCAUGUGUUCCUAAUCCCUGCGGCCCACUCAGCCAAUGUAGGCUGAGCAGAAGUAGAACCCCUAUCUGUGCAUGUUUGCCUGGUUCACUAGGCGCAAGUCCUUUCUGUCGCCCAGGAUGCACUAUGAAAUCUGACUGCCCUGUCACUGAAACUUGCUACCUAAGUAAAUGUGUUGAUCCUUGUCAGAGUAUAGCCUGUGCAGUAAAUGCACGUUGUCAAGUUUUCUUGCACGAGGCUGUUUGUCACUGUAAACCUGGCUAUUCUGGUGAUCCCUUGAAACGCUGUCUAAAACCUGAUAAAUGCUCAGAGAAACCAAAAUCAAACCCUUGUGAUCCAAACCCUUGCGGUCCGAAUACAGUCUGUCGUAUUGUUAAGGACCAAGUUGUGUGCCAUUGCCUACCAAAUUUUCUUGGGAAGUUCCCUCACUGUCUGCCAUAUGAGUGCCUGAACAAUAAUGAUUGUCCUUCAAACCGUGCAUGUGUCCAUAACAAGUGCAAAAAUCCUUGCCGUAAUGCCUGUGGAACACAAGCAUCCUGUAGACCAAUUAAUCAUGUGCCAGUAUGCUCCUGUCCACCUGGUUUCACCGGCAACCCAUCUCUCAUUUGUUCCUUAUCAACAAUUCAACUGGUGCCAAUAAAUCCUUGCCACCCAUCACCUUGCGGGCCUAACGCCAUUUGUCGCGAACAUGGUGGUGCCGGGUCAUGUUCCUGCUUACCGGAAUAUUUUGGUGACCCCUACACAGGAUGCAGACCAGAAUGUGUUGUCAACACAGAUUGUCCUUGGGACAAAGCUUGUGUCUGCAAUAAGUGUUUGAACCCAUGCUCCGGAACCUGUGGUCUGAAUACUGAAUGUAAAGUUGCUCACCACACGCCUGUUUGCUUCUGUCUUCCUGGAUAUUCUGGAAAUGCUUUAGUAGCAUGUCAUCCCAUUACGCAUGAUCCCACGUGUGAAGUGUCUCUAACCAUACGACAUCCCUGUAUGAAGUCCCCCUGUGGACCAUACAGUCAAUGUAGGAAUGUGGAUAUGCAUGCUGUAUGUUCUUGCUUACCGGGAUAUGUUGGUUCUCCUCCUGCUUGCCGACCUCAGUGUGUGGUUAGCUCCGAGUGUCCCCUUGAUAAAUCAUGUGUCAACCAGUUAUGUACAAAUCCCUGCCAAGGAAUGUGCGGCCAUUAUGCUAUUUGCCAAGUCAUAAACCACAACCCCAUUUGUAGUUGUAGACCAGGAUACACUGGGGAUCCAUUCAACCGUUGCAUUAAAGAACAACAUCCAAUAAUAGUGAUAGAAGAAGAUCACAGAGAUCCCUGCGUCCCAUCACCUUGUGGACCGAAUGCUAUCUGUCGGGUGCAUGGCUCAACCCCUUCAUGUUCUUGUAUCCAACAUUAUAUUGGUCGACCACCUAAUUGUCGCCCUGAGUGUACUAUAAAUGCUGAAUGUGAGGGUCGCUAUGCCUGUCAAAAUGAGCAUUGUAUUGAUCCAUGUCCUGGAUCAUGUGGUGCUCAUACCACAUGUGUUGUCAUAAACCAUUCUCCUGCAUGCUCAUGUCUUCCUGGGUUUAUCGGAGAUCCGUUUAUUGCCUGCUCUCCUCAUCAAGAAAUCGAAAAACCAGAGAUUGAAUCUCAUCGAGACCCCUGUAAUCCAUCUCCAUGUGGGUCAAAUGCUGUAUGUAGGGAAAAGAAUGGAGCAGGUUCCUGUUCUUGUUUGCCAGAAUAUUUUGGAAACCCCUACACAGGCUGUAGGCCGGAGUGCGUUCUCAAUGCGGACUGUUCGAGGAGCAAUGCAUGUGUGAAUAACAAAUGUACCAACCCCUGCGUUGGAAUGUGCGGAACUAAUGCAGUCUGUGAUGUGAUUAAUCACUCACCCUCUUGCUCUUGUUUUCCGGGUUACACUGGUAACCCUCUUGUUGCAUGUCAGCCAUCUAUACCCAUUGUAACUACGCAACAUCCUCUUCAAAAUCCUUGCGUGUCUUCGCCAUGUGGACCAUACAGUAUUUGUCGUGUAAAAAAUGGUCAUGCUGUUUGUUCAUGUCAACAAAACUACAUUGGAUCUCCGCCAUCUUGCCAUCCUGAAUGUGUCUCAAGCUCAGACUGUCUCCUUUACUUGGCAUGCAUUAAUCAAAAAUGCGUGGAUCCCUGCCCUGGCACCUGUGGAAUUAAUGCCAGGUGUCAGGUUGUUAUCCACAAACCCAUUUGCUCUUGCUUACCUGGAUACAAUGGAGAUCCAUUUCUUCAGUGUACAAAAGAAAUGCCACUUGCUACUCCUGAGCCUCGUCCAAAUACAAAUCCGUGCGUGCCCUCACCAUGUGGUCCAAACUCUCAGUGUAAAACUGCUGCAGAUAGCACUCCGGCUUGCUCUUGUCUCCCAAAUUAUGUGGGUAGACCACCAAAUUGUCGUCCCGAGUGUACCAUCAAUGCUGAAUGUAUCGGCACCAAAGCGUGUAUCAAUGAGCAUUGCAAGGACCCUUGUCCCGGUUCUUGUGGCCAUCACACAACCUGUUCUGUAAUCAAUCAUGCUCCUCAGUGUGCCUGUUUACCAGGUUACACUGGUGACCCAUUUGCUGGUUGUGCAUAUGUUCAGCAAAUUGUGCCAACGGAAGGUCCGAGAGAACCGUGCAAUCCGUCUCCUUGUGGUGCCAAUGCUAUUUGCAAGGAACGUAAUGGGGCAGGAUCCUGCACAUGUUUACCAGAUUACUUUGGCGACCCAUACACUGGUUGCAGGCCUGAAUGUGUCAUUAAUUCAGACUGCGAUAGGAGCAAAGCAUGUGUGAAUAAUAAAUGCCGAGAUCCUUGCCCCGGAACUUGCGGAAUAAACGCUGACUGCCGUGUUAUUAAUCAUGCUCCCUCUUGCUCUUGCCUUCCUGGGUACACUGGUGACCCAUCUAUCGCUUGCCAUCUACCUCCUCCAGUUAUACAUAUCCCAGAGCAACCACCAAAUCCAUGUGUUCCUUCACCAUGUGGGCCUUACAGUAUCUGUCGCGAAGUAAAUGGUCAUGCCGUUUGCUCUUGUCAAAUUGGUUACAUUGGUUCUCCACCUGCUUGCCGCCCAGAAUGCGUUGUCAGCUCUGAGUGUCCCCAAGACAAAGCAUGCACCAACCAAAAAUGUACUGACCCAUGCCCUGGCACUUGUGGGCUCCUCGCUCGCUGCCAAGUUGUGAAUCAUAAUCCAAUUUGCAGCUGCCCCGCUGGUUAUACAGGGGAUCCUUUCUUGCGCUGUGAGAAAGAAAGACCUCCUGUCCAUGAUGUGCCGACUGGUAAUCCAUGUGUACCAUCACCAUGCGGCCCCAAUUCGCAGUGCCGUGUGAUUGGCAAUACUCCUGCUUGCUCUUGUUUACCGAACUAUAUAGGGCGACCACCUAACUGUCGUCCCGAAUGCACGAUAAAUGCUGAGUGCCCUGGAAACCUUGCUUGCAUCAAUGAAAGGUGCAAAGAUCCCUGCCCAGGCUCUUGUGGUUAUCAUGCCACUUGUAUCGUGGUCUCAAACACCCCUCAUUGCUCUUGUGAACCAAGUUUCACUGGUGAUCCAUUCACCGGGUGUACACCAAUCCCGCUAAUUAUACCAACGGAAGGGCCCAGGAAUCCGUGCAACCCAUCACCUUGUGGCGCUAACGCUGUCUGCAAGGAGAGAAACGGUGCUGGUGCUUGCACUUGUCUGCCUGAAUAUUUCGGAGAUCCUUACACCGGUUGUCGUCCAGAAUGCGUCAUCAACUCUGACUGUGACCGCAGCAAAGCAUGUGUGAACAAUAAGUGUCAAGACCCAUGCCCUGGCGCAUGCGGAUACAAUGCUGAGUGCCAUGUUAUUAAUCAUGCGCCCGCUUGCUCUUGUCUGCCAGGAUACACGGGCGAUGCUCUGUCCUCCUGUAUCCCCAUUCCCAUCAUUACGACGCAAGCAGCUCCAAUUGAUCCAUGCUACCCAUCACCUUGUGGUCUGUACAGUCAGUGCAGGAAUGUUAACGGUCAGGCGGUGUGCUCUUGUCUUCCUCAGUACAUUGGCAGUCCACCCAAUUGCCAUGCAGAAUGUAACAUCAAUGCAGACUGCCCAUUAGACAAGGCUUGUAUCAAUCAGAAAUGUGCCAACCCUUGCCCAAACACAUGUGGCGUUCACGCUCAGUGCACGGUCAAAAACCACAAUCCAAUCUGUGCGUGUCCCCCAAGAUACACCGGGGAUCCAUUCGUCCAGUGCACACUUAUUCCACCAACAACAUUACCGCCUCCAACAAGACCCUCAGCGACCUGUUUCCCAUCACCUUGCGGACCCAAUUCACAAUGUCAGAUCAUCAAUGACAGUCCAGUUUGCUCUUGUCUGCCAGACUUCGUAGGCACUCCACCUCAAUGUCACCCAGAAUGUGUGAUCAGUGCUGAGUGUGCCCCUCAACUAGCCUGUGUGAAGCAGAAGUGUAGGGAUCCUUGUCCUGGUUCCUGUGGUCUCAGCGCUCAGUGUCAUGUAUCCAACCAUGUUCCUGUUUGCACCUGCAUUGAAGGCUACACCGGAGAUCCUUUCACCCUUUGCUCUCCUGUGCCAAUCACAACACCCAUACCGACAGAAGCAGCAGAUCCUUGCCAUCCGUCCCCUUGUGGGCCCAAUGCACUCUGCCAUGAUGGUGUCUGCACGUGCAUACCUGAAUAUCAAGGUAACCCUUACGAAGAAUGCAGACCAGAGUGCAUCAUAAAUCAAGAGUGUAGCCGAGACAAAGCUUGCAUCCGGUACAAGUGCCAAGAUCCAUGCCCUGGUGUCUGUGGACAAUUAGCGCAGUGUGAUGUUGUCAAUCAUAUUCCUGUUUGCUCCUGUCCUCAAGGUUACACUGGAGAUCCAUUCUCUUUAUGCCGACCAGUUCCCAUUGAACCUCCAAGGCCUGUGGACCCAUGUAACCCAUCUCCCUGUGGACCUAACAGUCAAUGUCGCCCUGCGGAAGGUCAUGCUGUCUGCUCAUGCCUGGCAAGUUACAUCGGUACGCCUCCUAAUUGCAGACCUGAGUGUGUCGUCAGUGCAGAAUGCGCCCAGAAACAAGCAUGUGUCAACACAAAAUGCGUUGAUCCCUGCAUUGGUGUCUGUGGUAUUGGUGCCAGGUGUGAAGUCAUCAACCAUAGCCCACUGUGCUCGUGUCGACCAGGUCAGACAGGAGACCCAUUCCGCAGCUGUUAUGAUUUACCACCACCUCCGCCAACAUCUCCACCAGAGCCUCUAAAUCCAUGCAUACCCUCACCUUGUGGUCCAAAUGCUCAAUGCGAAGUUCGUAAUGGCAGAAACCCUGCUUGUUCAUGUCUACCAAGUUUUGUUGGCUCCCCACCCAAUUGUCGCCCUGAGUGUAUCAUCAAUCCAGAUUGUCCAUCGAACCAAGCUUGUAUCAACCAGAAGUGCGCUGACCCAUGUCCUGGAUCGUGUGGUAUCAAUGCCAACUGUCAAGUCAUUUCUCAUGCAGUUUCUUGUACCUGUUCUCCUGGUUUCACUGGGAAUCCGUUUGUCCAAUGCAUUAUUCAACAACAAGAACCAAUCAAUCCAUGCGAGCCAUCGCCUUGUGGUGCUAAUGCCAUUUGCAAGCAACAAAACAAUGCUGGAUCAUGCUCUUGUAUCCCAGACUACCAUGGUAAUCCGUACGAAGGUUGUCGGCCUGAAUGUGUACUCAGCUCAGACUGUCCAUCAGAUAAAGCCUGCGUCAACAACAAAUGCCAAGAUCCCUGUCCAGGAGUCUGUGGUGCCAGCGCCAUUUGUUCGACCAUCAACCAUGUUCCAACUUGCAACUGCAUUCCUGGCUACAUUGGCGAUCCAUUCAUCAACUGUUAUCCUCAACCACCUCCUGCAACUCAAGCCACCGUAAUUAAUCCAUGUGAUCCAUCACCAUGCGGUCCGAAUAGUCAGUGUAGGGAAGUGAAUGAGCAGGCUGUCUGCUCAUGCCAACCUCACUAUGAAGGUUCUCCUCCUAAUUGUCGUCCACAGUGUAUUACCAACAGUGAAUGUCCUCCGACAAAAGCAUGCCAUAACUACAAGUGCCGUGAUCCAUGUCCUGGUACCUGUGGUUUGCAAGCACGUUGUGAAGUCAUCAACCACAACCCCAUCUGUAGUUGUCCGCCUGGUCUCACUGGAGAUCCAUUUACACGUUGUGUACGACCUGCUCCUCCUCCUCCACCACAAGCUGCACCAAUUCCAAUCAACCCAUGCAUUCCUUCACCCUGUGGACCAAACUCUGAAUGCCGUAUCGUUAACAACCAAGCUGCUUGCUCAUGCAGGCCAAACUACAUUGGCUCACCUCCUAACUGCCGCCCAGAAUGCAGCGUCAAUACUGACUGUUCACCAACCACUGCUUGCAUUUCAGAGAAGUGUAGAGAUCCUUGCCCAGGCUCAUGCGGAAUUUAUGCUGAUUGCCGCGUCCAAAACCACAUUCCUAUCUGUUCUUGCGUUCAGGGCUACACGGGUGAUCCUUUCACUCAGUGCUCCCCAAUCAUUAUUCAAGAAACUCCAAUUGAAAAGGAUCCUUGCAAUCCAUCACCGUGUGGAGCGAAUGCUGACUGCCAUGAAGGCAUUUGCACUUGUCGACCUCUGUACUUUGGAGACCCGUAUUCUGGUUGCCGUCCAGAAUGCACCAUGAAUUCAGACUGCCCUCGAAACAAGGCUUGUAGCAAUCAACGCUGUGUUGAUCCUUGUCCUGGAACAUGUGGGCAAGAUGCACACUGUGAUGUUAUCAAUCAUAUUCCAACCUGCACCUGUCCACCUGGUACAUCUGGUGAUGCCUUUGUCGCGUGCCGCCCAAUCAUUGUGGAACACGAACCACCCCGUGACCCUUGCAACCCGAAUCCAUGUGGACCAAACAGCAUCUGCCGUGUUGUAAACGCUCACGCUGUUUGCUCAUGCCAACCAGGAUUGAUUGGUGCUCCUCCGUCAUGUCGCCCAGAAUGUGUGGUCAGUGCUGAAUGUCCCUUGACUCAAGCUUGUCUAAAUAACAAAUGCGUCAAUCCUUGUCCUGGAACUUGUGGUGUGAGCGCCAAAUGCCAAGUUAUCAAUCACAAUCCGAUUUGCAGUUGUCCACCUGGUUUAACUGGGGAUCCAUUCCGUCUCUGCUAUGAAUCUAAACCACUGCCGCCACCAGUGCCAACAAAUCCCUGUAUUCCAUCUCCUUGUGGCCCUAAUUCAGAGUGUAGAGUGCAUGGGGACAGCCCAGCGUGCUCUUGCUCAUUGAAUUACAUAGGAACUCCACCAAAUUGUCGUCCAGAGUGUACGAUCAAUCCAGAAUGUCCCAGUCAUUUGGCGUGCAUCAAUCAGAAGUGUGCUGACCCCUGCCCUGGCUCCUGUGGCUCCAACGCACAGUGUUCUGUCAUCAACCACACUCCCAUUUGCACAUGCAUCACCGGCUAUACGGGUGACCCAUUUACUGGAUGUUUGCUGAUUCAAGAGGAACCAUUACCGCAGGAAAAACCAACUCCAUGCUCUCCAUCUCCAUGUGGCGCUAAUGCCAUUUGUAGGGAACAAAAUAGCGCUGGAUCUUGUUCAUGUUUGCCAGACUAUAUCGGAAACCCUUACGAAGGCUGCCGUCCAGAAUGUGUUGGCAGUUCUGACUGCCCAUCUAAUAAAGCCUGCAUCCUCAACAAAUGUCAAGAUCCCUGCCCUGGUGUCUGUGGACCCUAUGCUCACUGUCAAGUCAUCAACCAUCUACCAAACUGCAUCUGCCAACCUGGCUACACUGGAGAUCCUUUCAGGCUUUGUUCGCCUACACCAACACUACCAUUGAUUGAGGCAAGUCCAGUUGAUCCUUGUUAUCCAUCUCCAUGUGGUCCGAACAGUCAGUGUCGGGAAAUCAAUGGUCAAGCUGUCUGCUCUUGCAGACCAUCAUACGUUGGCAGUCCUCCGAGCUGCAGACCAGAAUGCGUCGUUAGCUCUGAAUGUCCUCGCGACAAGGCGUGUAUGAAUCAAAAAUGCGUUGAUCCUUGCACAAACACUUGUGGUCAAAAUGCUGUUUGUCAUGUGAUCAACCACAGCCCAAUUUGCAGUUGUCGACCGAGCUACACUGGGGAUCCAUUCACUUUUUGCUCUCGUAUUCCGCCUCCACCCCCUCCUCCAGCUGACCCAAUCUAUAUCAAUCCAUGCAUUCCAUCGCCUUGCGGCCCUUACUCUGAAUGUCGAGAUAUUGGUGGAGCGCCCUCAUGCUCUUGUCGACCAGAUUAUUCUGGGACUCCGCCUAAUUGUAGACCCGAAUGUAUCAUCAAUGCUGAAUGUCCAAGUGCCUUGGCUUGUAUACGAGAAAAAUGCAGAGAUCCUUGCCCUGGCUCUUGCGGCUCAGAUGCUCUUUGUAAUGUGAUUAACCACAUACCCACAUGCGUUUGUGCGGAAGGAUAUACUGGAGACCCAUUCACCAAUUGUUAUCCAAAACCUCCUCCACAUCCACCUCAAAAUAUUGAUCCCUGCAAUCCAUCACCUUGCGGGCCAAAUGCCAUCUGCAGGGAUGGUGUCUGCUCUUGUCAACUCGAAUAUCAAGGUGAUCCGUAUUCUGGGUGUCGACCAGAGUGUAUUUUGAACUCAGAGUGUCCUCGGAACCAAGCUUGUAUUCGCACUAAGUGUAAAGAUCCUUGUCCAGGAACAUGUGGCCAGGAUGCCAUCUGUAGCGUUGUCAACCAUAUUCCAAUUUGCAGCUGUCCAGCAGGAAUGUCAGGAAAUCCAUUCGUUCUUUGCCUUCUUCAGCAGGGUUAGUCUCCUGUUGUAACUCAGCCAUGCAAUCCAAAUCCUUGUGGACCACACAGUAUUUGUCGAGAGAUAAAUAAUCAAGGCGUUUGUUCUUGUGCCCCUGGUUUCAUCGGUAGUCCACCCGUUUGUCGUCCUGAGUGCGUCAUCAAUGCAGAUUGUGGCCGAAACGAGGCUUGUAACAACCAAAAAUGUCGCAACCCUUGUCCUGGCACCUGCGGUGUAGGGGCGCGGUGUGAGAUUGUGAAUCACAACCCAAUCUGCAGUUGUCCUCCCAGAUACACCGGAGACCCAUUCGUUAGAUGUUUACCCAUACCGGAGCUUCCUCCAGUUCAAGCAGCUCCUCAAAACCCUUGCGUUCCUUCACCUUGUGGUCCGAAUGCGCAGUGUCAACCCCACGGGGAGUCACCUUCGUGUUCUUGUUUGCCUGAAUUCAUCGGAAUCCCUCCCAACUGUCGACCUGAAUGCAUCAGUAAUAGUGAAUGCCCCAGUCACCAAGCUUGUAUCAAUCAAAAAUGUCGAGACCCUUGCCCAGGUCUGUGUGGUGCCAAUGCUCAAUGUCAUGUAGUCAGUCACACUCCCCGGUGUGUUUGUACCCCUGGUUACGUCGGCGACCCAUUUGUUCAAUGCACAAUUCAACAAUCGGAGCCAUUGCCCCAAGAGGUGAUAAACCCCUGCUCCCCAUCACCAUGUGGUGUCAAUGCUGUAUGUCGAGAACAAAACGGCGCAGGUUCUUGCACUUGUCAGGCUGAUUAUGUCGGAAAUCCGUAUGAAGGUUGUCGCCCAGAAUGCACUUUGAACACGGAUUGCGCUCCAAACAAAGCUUGCAUUCGCAGUAAAUGCCAAGAUCCUUGUCCAGGAACUUGUGGACCCAAUGCUGACUGUCAAGUCGUCAAUCACAUUCCAUCUUGCACCUGUUGGCCUGGAUAUACAGGAGAUCCAUUCAGAUACUGUAGCCCAUCUCCUACAACUCCUCCAUCUGUCGAGGCAGCACCCAUAGAUCCGUGUUACCCAUCUCCAUGUGGUCCAAACAGUGUGUGUCGUGAAAUCAAUGGGCAAGCUGUCUGCUCUUGCAAACCUAUGUACAUUGGAAGUCCACCUGGCUGCAGACCAGAGUGUGUCGUUAGUUCCGAAUGUCCGCACAACAAAGCAUGCAUCAAUCAAAAAUGCACGGACCCGUGCCCCGGCACUUGCGAACAAAAUGCUGUUUGCCAUGUUAUAAAUCACAGUCCCAUUUGCAGUUGUCGUUCUGGGUAUACUGGCGAUCCGUUCACAGUGUGCUCCCUCAUUCCUCCGCCCCCUCCACCAUCAGCAGAUCCCAUACUACUCAAUCCAUGUGUCCCCUCACCUUGUGGCCCUUACUCACAAUGUCGUGACAUUGGUGGAGCGCCUUCUUGUUCUUGUCGACCUGAAUACACUGGCACACCCCCUAACUGUAGACCGGAAUGUCUUAUAAAUGCUGAAUGCCAGAGCGCCCUAGCUUGUAUUCGUGAGAAGUGCAAAGACCCUUGCCCUGGUUCCUGUGGAUCUGGUGCUCUCUGUAAUGUGAUCAAUCACACACCGGCGUGCGUUUGUCCAGAAGGAUACACAGGAGAUCCAUUUACCAAUUGCUACCCAAAACCACCCCCACCAACUGAACCACCACAAAGCACUGAUCCUUGCGAUCCCUCCCCCUGCGGACCUAACGCCAUCUGCCGUGAUGGAGUGUGUUCAUGUCUUCCUGAAUACCAAGGAGAUCCUUACACUGGCUGUAGACCAGAGUGCAUUUUAAAUAGUGACUGUCCACAAAACCUUGCUUGCAUUCGGAACAAGUGCAAAGAUCCAUGUAGAGGAACCUGCGGUGACAAUGCCAUUUGUACAGUUUUCAAUCAUAUUCCAAUGUGCACUUGUCCAGCCAGCAUGUCAGGGAAUCCUUUCGUCCAGUGCAAACCUCAGCAGGCUCCUGUCGUAACUCAACCAUGCAAUCCAUCUCCAUGUGGACCACACAGUAUUUGUCGAGAGGUGAACAAUCAAGGCGUUUGUUCUUGUGCUCCUGGUUUCAUUGGCAGUCCUCCUGCUUGUCGUCCUGAAUGUAUUGUCAACUCAGACUGUGGUCGAAAUGAAGCAUGUAACAAUCAAAAAUGUCGCAACCCUUGUCCUGGCACCUGCGGUGUAGGGGCCCGGUGUGAAAUAGUGAAUCACAACCCUAUCUGCAGUUGCCCUCCCAGAUACACUGGAGACCCAUUCGUUAGAUGUUUACCCAUAAGGGAGCCUCCUCCAGUUCAAGCAGCUCCUCAAAACCCAUGCGUUCCUUCACCUUGCGGUCCGAAUGCACAGUGUCAACCCCACGGGGAGUCACCUUCCUGUUCUUGUUUGCCUGACUUCAUCGGAAUCCCUCCCAACUGUCGACCUGAAUGCAUUAGUAAUAGUGAAUGCCCCAGUCACCAAGCUUGUAUCAAUCAGAAGUGUCGAGACCCCUGCCCAGGUCUGUGUGGUGCAAAUGCAGAAUGUCGAGUCGUGAGUCACUCUCCAAGAUGCAUUUGUCCGACAGGCUACGUUGGAGAUCCCUUUGUCCAGUGCUCAAUCCAACAAUCGGAGCCAUUGCCCCAAGAAGUGAUAACACCUUGUUCACCAUCACCAUGUGGAAUUAACGCGAUCUGUCGAGAACAAAACGGUGCUGGUUCUUGUACAUGUUUGGCUGAUUACAUUGGAAAUCCGUAUGAGGGUUGUCGCCCAGAAUGCACUUUGAACACCGAUUGUGCUCCGAACAAAGCUUGCAUUCACAGUAAAUGCCAAGAUCCUUGUCCAGGAACUUGUGGACCAAAUGCAAUCUGUCAGGUGGUCAAUCAUAUUCCGUCUUGUACCUGCUUACCAGGGUACAGCGGGGAUCCAUUCAAGUACUGCAACCUUGCUCCUGUUUCUCCACCAAUUGUGGAAGCAGCCCCACUUGACCCUUGCAAUCCAUCUCCGUGUGGUCCAAACAGCAUGUGUCGUGAAAUUAAUGGUCAAGCUGUUUGUUCCUGCAAACCAACCUACGUUGGUAGUCCCCCUGGUUGUCGUCCUGAAUGUGUUGUGAGUUCAGAGUGUCCUCACAACAAGGCUUGUAUCAAUCAAAAGUGUUCCGAUCCAUGCCCAGGAACUUGUGGACAAUAUGCUGUCUGUCAAGUUAUCAACCACAGUCCAAUUUGUACUUGUCGCCAAGGCUACACAGGAGAUCCCUUCAUAGUUUGCACCCGUAUCCCAUUACCUUUGCCUCCAGCAGCUGACCCGGUGUACUUAAAUCCAUGCAUACCUUCACCAUGUGGACCUAAUUCACAAUGUCGUGAUAUUGGUGGAGCUCCCUCAUGUUCUUGUCUACCAGAGUUCACUGGCACUCCGCCUAACUGCAGACCAGAGUGUAUCAUUAAUGCUGAGUGUCAAAGUGCCUUAGCCUGUAUCCGUGAGAAAUGUCGGGACCCUUGUCCAGGCUCCUGCGGCUCGGGGGCUGUUUGUAAUGUUAUCAACCACACGCCCACUUGCACUUGCCCAGAUGGUUACACUGGCGAUGCUUUUAUAAAUUGCUACCCUAAACCUCCUCCACCUGUUGAUAGUCCUCCAGAAAUUGAUCCGUGUAACCCUUCGCCAUGUGGAGCUAAUGCUGUCUGUAGAGAUGGAGUAUGUUCUUGUCUUCCCGAGUACCAAGGAGAUCCUUACUCCAGUUGUAGACCAGAAUGUAUUUUGAACUCGGACUGCCCUCGUAACCGAGCUUGUAUUCGAAACAAGUGCAAAGAUCCUUGUCCCGGAACUUGUGGCCAGGAUGCCAUAUGCACUGUACUGAACCACAUUCCGAUUUGCAGUUGUCCAACGGGCAUGGCAGGGAAUCCAUUUGUUGAAUGUAGACCACAGCAGGCUCCAAUCGUGACACAACCCUGCAAUCCCUCACCAUGUGGGCCGCACAGUGUAUGCAGAGAAAUAAAUAAUCAAGCAGUAUGCUCAUGCGUCGCUGGUUACAUUGGCAGUCCCCCUGCUUGUAGACCUGAGUGCACUGUUAACUCUGACUGUGGUCGAAAUGAAGCUUGCUCCAACCAGAAAUGUCGUAAUCCUUGUCCCGGUACCUGUGGAGUUGGUGCUAGAUGUGAAGUUGUUAACCAUAAUCCCAUUUGUAGCUGUCCACCAAGAUUUACCGGGGAUCCGUUUAUUCGAUGCCUCCCUAUACCGGAGACUCCACCCCCUCAACAUACUCCACAAAACCCUUGUGUACCAUCGCCUUGUGGACCCAAUGCUCAAUGCCAACCGCAUGGUGACUCACCAUCGUGCUCUUGCCUUCCUGGCUUCCUUGGCAUACCACCAAGUUGUAGGCCUGAAUGUGUCAGUAAUAGCGAAUGUCCAAGCCAUCAAGCUUGCAUCAACCAAAAGUGUCGAGAUCCCUGCCCUGGUCUUUGUGGUGCAAAUGCUGAUUGUCGCGUUGUCAGUCAUACCCCUCGAUGUGUCUGUCCCAUUGGUUAUGUUGGUGAUCCAUUCACCCAGUGUUCGAUUCAACAGUCGGAGCCAACACCCCAUGAAGUUAUUUCUCCAUGCUCGCCAUCGCCAUGCGGUAGCAAUGCCAUUUGUCGCGAACAGAAUGGUGCUGGAUCUUGCACCUGUUUACCUGAAUACAUCGGUAACCCAUACGAAGGUUGUCGGCCAGAAUGUACCUUGAAUACUGAUUGUGCUCCGAACAAAGCUUGCAUUCGUAGCAAGUGUCAGGAUCCUUGCCCAGGCACUUGUGGACCAAACGCCGACUGUCAAGUUGUGAAUCAUAUUCCUAUGUGCACUUGUCGAGUGGGCUACACUGGUGAUCCAUUCCGUCACUGCAACAUAGCACCAACAAUCCCUCCACCGGUUGAGGCGGCCCCAGUUGAUCCUUGUUAUCCAUCUCCGUGUGGUCCAAACAGUCAGUGUCGUGAAGUUAACGGUCAAGCCGUGUGCUCUUGUAAACCAUCCUAUGUCGGAAGUCCUCCAGGGUGUAGACCAGAGUGCGUUGUCAGCUCUGAGUGUUCUCAUAAGAAGGCUUGCAUCAAUCAGAAAUGCUCAGAUCCUUGUCCAGGCACUUGCGGACAACAUGCAAUCUGUAACGUCAUCAAUCACAGCCCCAUUUGUAGUUGUCAAUCAGGAUACUCUGGAGAUCCCUUCACAUUUUGCUCUCCAAUCCCACCUCCACCCCCUCUUCCUGCUGAUCCGAUUUUUGUCAAUCCGUGCAUACCAUCACCAUGUGGUCCGUAUUCACAAUGUCGUGACAUUGGUGGGGCACCCUCUUGUUCUUGUCGACCUGAAUACACUGGCACUCCGCCAAAUUGCAGACCAGAGUGUAUCAUCAACGCUGAAUGCCAAAGUGCUCUUGCUUGCAUCCGAGAGAAGUGUCGCGAUCCUUGUCCUGGGUCUUGUGGCGCUGGUGCUCUCUGCAAUGUCAUCAAUCACACCCCAUCUUGUACUUGUCCUGAAGGUUACACAGGAGAUCCUUUCACCAACUGCUAUCCAAAACCUCCUCCAUUGGAUGAUAAACCUCUUGAGGUUGAUGCUUGCAACCCGUCCCCUUGUGGUCCGAAUGCAGACUGCAGGGAUGGUAUUUGUACCUGCUUGCCAGAAUAUCAAGGGGAUCCAUACGUUGGUUGUCGGCCGGAAUGCAUUCUAAACUCUGAGUGCCCUCAUACUCUUGCGUGUAUUAGGAACAAAUGCAAAGAUCCCUGCCCUGGAACUUGUGGUCAAAAUGCGCUCUGCAGCGUCAUCAACCAUAUACCCAUCUGCAGUUGUCCACCAGGCAUGUCUGGAAAUCCAUUCGUUCAGUGCUCAAUACAGCAGGCUCCCAUUGAGACACAGCCUUGCAACCCAUCUCCUUGUGGACCUCAUAGUAUCUGUAGAGACACUAAUGGCCAUGCUGUCUGCUCAUGUGUUCCUGGCUUCAUUGGUAGUCCUCCUGCCUGCAGACCAGAAUGUAUAGUAAAUUCUGAUUGCAACCGAAAUGAGGCAUGUUCCAAUCAGAAGUGUCGAAAUCCAUGUCUUGGCACCUGUGGAAUUUCCGCUCGUUGUGAAGUUGUCAACCACAAUCCCAUUUGCUCUUGUCCUCCAAGAUACACAGGCGAUCCUUUCGUGAGAUGUCAACCCAUACCGGAAACACCUCCAGUUCAAGCCGCUCCCUCACAUCCGUGCGUACCAUCACCCUGUGGGCCAAAUGCUCAGUGUCAAGUCCAUGCUGAUUCUCCAUCUUGCUCUUGCCUCCCUGAUUUCAUUGGCGCGCCACCCAAUUGUCGACCAGAGUGUGUUAGUAACAGUGAAUGUCCAAGUCAUCAAGCUUGCAUCAACCAAAAAUGUCGUGACCCUUGUCCUGGUCUCUGCGGAGCCAACGCUGAGUGCCGUGUUGUCAGUCAUACUCCAAGGUGUAUUUGUGUCCCUGGCUACAUAGGAGAUCCCUUUGUCCAAUGCACAAUCCAGCAAUCGGACCCUGUGCCCCAAGAGGUGAUUAACCCCUGCUCCCCAUCACCGUGUGGUGUCAAUGCUGUAUGUCGAGAGCAAAAUGGUGCUGGCUCUUGCACAUGUCAGGCUGAUUAUGUUGGAAAUCCGUACGAAGGUUGUCGACCAGAAUGUACAUUGAACACUGACUGUGCUCCAAACAAGGCUUGCAUUCGCAGCAAAUGUCAGGAUCCUUGCCCUGGAACCUGCGGUUCGAACGCGGACUGUCAGGUUGUCAAUCACCUUCCAGUUUGUAACUGCUGGCCAGGAUAUACUGGGGAUCCCUUCAGAUACUGCAGUGCUAUUCCGCCUCAACCGCCAUUGAUCGAAGCAGCUCCGGUUAAUCCAUGCAAUCCAUCUCCAUGUGGUCCUAAUAGUCAGUGUCGUGAGGUCAAUGGACAAGCUGUCUGUUCUUGUAAACCCACCUACGUCGGAAGUCCUCCUGGCUGUAGACCAGAGUGUGUCGUUAGCUCUGAAUGUCCCCACAACAAAGCUUGCAUCAAUCAAAAGUGCGCAGACCCUUGUCCUGGUACUUGCGGACAAAAUGCAAUCUGCAAUGUGAUCAAUCACAGUCCAAUCUGUAGCUGCAAGCCUGGCUAUUCUGGAGAUCCAUUCAGUCUUUGUUCACGCAUUCCACCCCCACUACCACCCCCAGCGGAUCCAAUUUAUGUCAAUCCUUGCGUUCCAUCACCAUGUGGCCCAUAUUCUCAAUGCCGUGAUAUUGGCGGAGCACCAUCUUGUUCCUGUAGACCAGAAUACACCGGCUCCCCGCCUAAUUGCCGACCAGAAUGUCUCAUCAAUGCUGAAUGUCAGAGUGCGCUUGCAUGUAUUCGAGAAAAAUGCAAAGAUCCUUGUCCAGGAUCUUGCGGUGCCAAUGCCCAUUGUAAUGUCAUCAAUCACACCCCAUCUUGUAGUUGUCCAGAAGGGUACACUGGAGAUCCAUUCACAAGUUGCUAUCCAAAACCACCUCCACCGGUUGACAGCCCACCUGAACCAGAUCCAUGUCAGUGUGGACCAAAUGCUGUCUGUCAUAAUGGUGUUUGCACUUGUAUACCUGAGUAUCAGGGAGAUCCCUAUGUUGGUUGCCGGCCCGAAUGUGUUCUAAAUACGGAUUGUCCUCGCACACAAGCGUGUAUUCGAAAUAAAUGUAAAGAUCCAUGUCCGGGAACUUGUGGUCAGAAUGCCCUCUGUACUGUUGUCAACCACAUACCCAUCUGUAGUUGUCCAACGAGUAUGUCCGGAAACCCGUUUGUGCUUUGCACACCUCAACAAGCUCCCAUUGUAACGCAACCAUGCAAUCCCUCACCAUGUGGACCGCACAGUGUAUGCAGAGAAAUAAAUAAUCAAGCUGUUUGCUCAUGCGCUCCUGGAUUAAUUGGCAGUCCUCCUGCCUGCAGACCAGAGUGUAUUGUCAACUCAGAUUGUGGUCGAAAUGAGGCUUGUAGCAAUCAGAAAUGUCGUAAUCCAUGCCCUGGUGCAUGUGGCAUUGGGGCUCGAUGUGAAGUCGUCAAUCAUAAUCCUAUUUGUAGUUGUCCGCCAAGAUAUUCAGGAGAUCCAUUUGUUCGAUGUCAACCAAUACCGGAGUCCCCGCCAGUUCAAGCAGCUCCUCAAAAUCCUUGUGUACCGUCUCCUUGUGGACCAAACGCUCAGUGUCAAGCACAUGGUGACUCUCCCUCAUGUUCAUGUUUACCAGACUUUAUCGGAGUCCCUCCAAAUUGUCGACCAGAAUGUGUCAGUAACAGUGAGUGUCCAAGUCACCAAGCUUGUAUCAACCAAAAAUGUCGUGACCCUUGCCCAGGACUUUGCGGUGCCAAUGCUCAAUGCCAUGUCGUCAGUCAUACACCUCGGUGUGUUUGUACACCUGGUUAUGUCGGCGAUCCAUUUGUUCAAUGCUUAAUUCAACAAUCUGAGCCUAUCCAUGAAGUGAUCACUCCAUGCACACCAUCUCCUUGUGGAGCAAACGCUAUUUGUAAGGAACAUCACAAUGCUGGCUCAUGCACCUGCCUACCUGAAUACAUUGGUAACCCCUAUGAAGGGUGCCGUCCUGAAUGCGUUCUCAACACUGAUUGCCCUUCAAACAAAGCCUGUAUUCGUAACAAAUGUCAAGACCCAUGCCCUGGUACCUGUGGACCAAACGCUGACUGUCAAGUUAUCAACCACCUUCCAAACUGUGUCUGUCGACCUGGCUAUACUGGAGAUCCGUUCAGAUAUUGCAACAUCAUUCCUCCUCCUCCUCCACAAGCUGAGCCUCUGCCAACAAAUCCAUGCAUUCCAUCUCCUUGUGGUCCAAACAGUCAGUGUCGUGAAAUCAACGGUCAAGCAGUCUGUUCAUGCAGACCAACUUAUGUGGGCAGCCCUCCAUCCUGCCGGCCGGAGUGCACUGUCAGCUCAGAGUGUCCAUUGAACAAAGCCUGUAUCAAUCAAAAAUGCUCAGACCCUUGCCCAGGCACCUGUGGUCAAAAUGCCAACUGUCAAGUAAUUAACCACAGCCCAAUUUGCAGUUGUCGCCCAUCAUACACUGGAGAUCCUUUUGUACGCUGUUAUCCAAUACCUCCACCUCAACAAGCCCCGGUGGAUGUCACACCAGUGAAUCCCUGCAUUCCAUCACCUUGUGGACCGUACUCUCAGUGCAAAAACAUUGGAGAUAGUCCAUCCUGCUCUUGUAGACCAGAAUACACUGGAACUCCACCAAAUUGUCGCCCUGAAUGCUCAAUCAACUCCGAAUGUCCAAGCAACAAAGCUUGUAUCAAUGAAAAGUGUCAGGACCCUUGCCCUGGCUCCUGCGGUAUUUCAGCACUCUGCAAUGUUGUAUACCAUACACCAGCAUGCACUUGCCCUGAAGGAUAUACUGGAGAUCCAUUUACAAACUGUUAUCCCAAACCUCCUCCUCCCACUGAACCACCACAGGCAUCUGACCCUUGCAGUCCAUCACCAUGUGGGCCAAACGCUCAAUGCAGGGAUGGUUUAUGCUCCUGCCUCCCAGAGUACCAAGGCGAUCCGUACACAGGUUGCCGUCCCGAGUGUGUUCUCAAUAAUGACUGCCCCAGAGACAAAGCUUGUAUCCGCAACAAAUGUAAAGAUCCUUGCCCAGGCACCUGUGGUCAGGGCGCUGUCUGUGAUGUUAUUAAUCACAUUCCAGUGUGCAGUUGUCCUGCAGGAAUGUCAGGAAAUCCUUUCGUCUCCUGCAGACCUCAGCAAGCUCCUGUAAUCACUCAACCUUGCAACCCAUCACCUUGUGGUCCUCACAGUAUUUGUCGAGAAGUGAACAGUCAGGCUGUAUGUUCUUGUGUCCCUGGUUACAUCGGCAGUCCUCCUGCCUGUCGGCCAGAAUGUAUUGUAAAUUCAGACUGCGGUCGCCUUGAAGCAUGCAGCAAUCAAAAGUGUCGAAACCCAUGUCUGGGCACUUGUGGAAUCGGAGCGCGUUGUGAAGUUGUUAACCACAACCCAAUAUGCAGUUGUCCUCCUCAGUAUAGUGGAGAUCCAUUCAUUAGAUGUCUAUCAAUACCGCCAACUCCAGUACAGCAAGCCCCUCAAAACCCAUGUGUUCCUUCACCAUGUGGUCCAAAUGCACAGUGUCAAGCUCAUGGAGAGUCCCCAUCUUGUUCAUGCCUUCCAGAUUUUGUAGGAAUUCCGCCAAACUGCCGACCCGAAUGCAUCAGUAACAGUGAAUGUCCAAGCCACCAAGCUUGUAUCAACCAGAAAUGCAAAGAUCCAUGCCCAGGGCUCUGUGGCUCAAAUGCAGAGUGUCAUGUUGUCAGCCAUGCGCCAAGGUGUACAUGCCUGCCUGGUUACGUCGGAGACCCCUUCAGUAGUUGUAUCAUCAAACAAUCUGAGCCAGUCCAAGAACAUCUUUCACCUUGUCACCCGUCUCCUUGUGGUGCCAAUGCAAUCUGUCGGGAACAGAACGGAGCUGGGUCUUGCACAUGUAUCGCAGAUUAUAUCGGAAAUCCUUACGAGGGCUGUAACCCAGAAUGUAUCUUGAACACAGACUGUGCACCAAACAAAGCCUGUAUCAUCAACAAAUGUCGAGAUCCUUGUCCUGGUACAUGCGGACCCAAUGCCGACUGUCAAGUGGUCAACCAUUUGCCUCUGUGCACCUGCAGACCUGGUUACACUGGCGAUCCGUUCAGAUAUUGUAACAUACUGCCACCACCUUCACCACCCAUAGAAAAUGAGCCUAUCAACCCAUGUUACCCCUCACCUUGUGGACCAAACAGUCAGUGUCGUGAAAUCAAUGGUCAAGCUGUCUGCUCUUGUUUGCCCGAAUUCAUUGGCUCUCCACCAGGUUGCCGUCCAGAGUGUACCGUCAGCUCAGAAUGCUCUCACAGCGAAGCUUGCAUGAACCAAAAGUGCAAAAAUCCUUGCGAGGGCACAUGCGGGUUGUAUGCCGAAUGCCACGUCAUUAAUCACAGUCCUAUAUGCAGCUGCAAACCUUCCUAUACUGGAGAUCCAUUCAUCAGAUGUUCUCCUAUUCCUCCUCAACCCACUCCACCUGCUGAUACAAUUGUUGUCAAUCCAUGUGUACCCUCUCCUUGCGGACCGUAUUCGCAGUGCCGAGACAUCAAUGGAGUGCCGUCAUGUUCAUGUCUACCCGAAUAUAUAGGCACACCACCAUCAUGCAGACCAGAGUGCGUUGUCAGCUCUGAUUGUAUCAGCACGAAAGCAUGCAUCCGAGAAAAAUGUCGCGACCCCUGUCCAGGCUCUUGUGGUGCAGGUGCUCUAUGUAAUGUCAUCAACCAUGUUCCAUCUUGCACUUGCCCUGAGGGAUACACAGGAGAUCCAUUCACAAGUUGUUAUCCAAAACCACCACCUCCUGUGGAUGCACCAAUUCCUACUGAUCCUUGCAACCCUUCACCAUGUGGACCAAAUGCUCAAUGUAACAAUGGUAUUUGCACAUGUCUCCCCGAAUAUCAGGGCGACCCGUAUCACGGCUGUCGACCAGAAUGCAUCCUUAACAAUGACUGCCCUAGGGACAAAGCUUGCAUUCGGAACAAAUGUAAGGACCCUUGUCCUGGAACUUGUGGUCAAGACGCACUGUGUAAUGUCUUCAAUCAUAUUCCCAUCUGCAGUUGUCCCCCUGGAAUGUCAGGGAAUCCAUUCGUUCAAUGUCGGCCACAGCAAGCUCCGAUUUCAGUGCAGCCUUGCAACCCAUCUCCCUGCGGCCCUCACAGCAUAUGUCGUGAAGUCAACGACCAAGCAGUCUGCUCAUGUGUGAUUGGUUUUAUCGGCAGCCCACCGUCCUGUCGCCCAGAAUGUAUUGUCAAUUCAGACUGUGGUCGCAAUGAAGCUUGCAGCAAUCAAAAAUGUCGAAACCCAUGUCCAGGGGCCUGUGGAGUUGGCGCCAAAUGUGAAGUUGUUAACCACAAUCCCAUUUGUAGUUGUCCUCCACAAUACUCCGGAGAUCCAUUCAUUCGGUGCUAUCCUGCCCCACCACCCCCACCUGUCCAACAAACUCCAGUGAAUCCUUGCGUACCUUCCCCUUGCGGUCCGAAUGCUCAGUGCCAACCUCACGGAGAUUCACCCUCCUGCUCAUGUCUCCCAGACUACAUCGGAGCUCCGCCUAACUGUAGACCAGAAUGUAUCAGCAACAGUGAGUGUCCCAGCCACCAAGCCUGCAUCAACCAGAAAUGCAAAGAUCCUUGUCCCGGACUUUGUGGUGCCAAUGCGGAGUGCAGGGUCAUCAGUCAUACACCAAGAUGCCUGUGUCUGGAAGGAUUUGUUGGAAAUCCUUUCGUUCAAUGCACAAUUAAAGAAGCUGAGCCUAUACAUGAAGUGAUCACUCCAUGCACACCAUCUCCGUGUGGAGCAAAUGCUAUUUGCAAGGAACAUCACAAUGCUGGCUCAUGUACUUGUCUACCUGAAUACAUCGGUAACCCAUACGAGGGCUGUCGACCAGAGUGUGUCAUCAAUACAGAUUGUCCAUCAAAUAAAGCCUGCAUUCGGAACAAGUGCCAAGACCCCUGCCCUGGUACAUGUGGUGCAAAUGCCGACUGUCAAGUUGUCAACCAUUUGCCCUCUUGCACUUGCUUACCAGGAUACACAGGAGAUCCAUUCAAAUAUUGCUCUGUCUACACUCCACCAACUCCACCUGUUGUUCACGAUGUACCAGCUUGCAUACCCUCUCCUUGUGGACCAAACAGUCAAUGUCGUGAAGUAAAUAGCCAAGCAGUAUGUUCUUGUCUACCCACAUACCUUGGCAAUCCACCAGCUUGCAGACCAGAAUGCACUGUCAGUGCUGAAUGUCCUCACAACGAAGCAUGCAUGAAUCAGAAAUGUGUAGAUCCUUGUGUUGGAACCUGUGGAAUCAACGCUGUUUGCAUUGUCAUCAAUCACAGUCCAAUUUGUAGCUGUAAACCUGGACAUUCUGGAGAUCCAUUCCUCAGAUGCAAUCCUAUUCCUCCUCCGCCUCCUGUGCAGCAAGAACCGUACCGAGAUCCUUGCGUACCAUCACCAUGUGGUCCAUUCUCUCAGUGCAGAGAUGUUGGCGGAACUGCGCAAUGUUCUUGCUUACCUCGUUAUUAUGGAAGUCCUCCCCAAUGUCACCCAGAAUGCACAAUCAAUGCCGAUUGCAGUCCUCUCUUGGCUUGCAUCAACGAAAGGUGCAUUGAUCCAUGCCCUGGAUCUUGUGGAAUUAACGCUCAGUGCAAGGUUGUCAACCAUGUGCCCAAUUGCUUCUGUCCGGAUAGAUACACAGGCGACCCAUUCACCAAUUGUUACCCUAAACCUGCUGACGCGCCUAUCCCUGAACCAGCGAAAGACCCAUGCUAUCCAUCACCAUGUGGUCCAAAUGCUAACUGUCGAGACGGUAUCUGCACUUGUAUACCUGAGUAUCAAGGUGACCCAUACAUCGGCUGUCGACCGGAGUGUGUGCUCAAUGAUGACUGUCCCAAGGAUCAAGCAUGUAUUCGUCAGAAAUGCAAAAAUCCUUGCCCCGGCACAUGUGGUGUUCAAGCGAUCUGUGAUGUUGUCAAUCACAUCCCGAUUUGCAGCUGUCCCACUGGCAUGUCUGGCAAUCCGUUUGUUCAAUGUUCACCUCAAGCUGCUCCUGUGGAAGAGCAUCCUUGCCAGCCCUCACCUUGUGGUCCGUACAGUCAUUGUCGUCAAGUGAACAAUCAAGCCGUCUGUUCUUGUCUGCCUAACUACAUUGGUGCUCCACCUACCUGCCGACCUGAAUGCACUGUUAACUCGGACUGUCGCCCCAGUGAGGCAUGUGUGAAUCAACACUGCAUUAAUCCUUGCCCUGGAACAUGUGGCCUGAACGCUCUGUGUAAUGUUAUUAAUCACAAUCCUGUUUGUAGCUGCCCUCCGCAGCUGACGGGAGAUCCAUUCACAAGAUGUUUCAGUCAGCCUCCACCCCCACCUAUCCCUCAGGCUGAGCCAGUCAAUCCAUGUGUUCCAAAUCCUUGUGGACCAAACUCAGCUUGCAUCGUGUCGCCAUCAAACACUCCUUCCUGUUCAUGUCUGGAAUUUUAUCAAGGGGCACCGCCUCAUUGCCGUCCAGAGUGCGUCUCAAACAGCGACUGUCCAUCUACGCAAGCGUGCAUCAACCAGAAGUGUCGUGACCCUUGUCCAGGAUCUUGUGGCCUGUACGCUGAAUGUCAAGUCGUUGCACACAUUCCGAACUGUAUUUGCCAGAACGGAUACGUAGGCGAUCCGUUCACUGUUUGUACUUUGAAACCAUCAUCGCCCCCACCUACAGCAGCUGCGCCAACUGAUCCUUGCUAUCCAUCUCCAUGUGGGCCAAAUGCACGCUGUAGAAGUGAACAGGGCUAUGCUGUCUGUGAGUGUAUCCCAGAAUAUCAGGGUAAUCCUUAUGAAGGUUGCCGACCUGAAUGUCUUGUCAGCUCUGAUUGCCCAAUGAGUCUGGCAUGUAUUCGCAACAAAUGUCGUGACCCUUGUCCUGGAACGUGCGGUAUCUCUGCCAUUUGUACGGUAUCGAAUCAUAUCCCUAUCUGCUCCUGCCCACCAGGUACCACCGGUGAUGCUUUCAGACUUUGCAGACCUAUCCCACAAGCAGAACCUGUUCCAGUCAAUCCUUGCCAUCCAUCUCCAUGCGGACCGAACACAAUUUGCCGAGUUGUCAACAACUUGGCCAUUUGUGAAUGCCUACCUGAAUUUUAUGGAUCUCCCAGUGACAGUGGAUGUCGCCCAGAGUGCGUCAUCAGUGCGGAUUGUCCAAGGAACAAAGCCUGCGUCAACAACAAAUGCCGUGAUCCGUGUCCAGGCGUCUGUGGUUUCAAUGCCCUCUGCAAUGUCAUUAACCACAGUCCUGUUUGCUCUUGUCCAACAAUUAUGGUUGGAGAUCCAUUCGUUGAAUGCCACAAUGCUCCUGCUGAGCCCAUUGAUCCAUGCCAUCCAUCACCAUGCCGACAAAACGGAAUCUGCCACAGCGUAAAUGGUGCCGCAACAUGCGUUUACCCAGAAUGUGUCAUCAAUCAAGACUGUCCUCGUGAUAAAGCUUGCUUCAAUCAGAAAUGCUCUGACCCAUGUGUUGGUCAGUGUGGAUUGAACGCUAUUUGCCGCACCGUAAACCAUCAACCUGUGUGCUCGUGUCCACCAGGAUUCAUCGGCGAGCCCCUCGUGCAGUGUAGACCCAGGCCACUUGAGGAACCAAAACCGGAAUGCGUCGCAGAUUCUGAAUGUCCAAACGACAAAGCCUGCAUCAAUCAAAUGUGUAGGAACCCAUGCACUGCCGGUGUUUGUGCAUUUAACGCUGAAUGUCAUGUCCAAUACCAUCGACCAAUCUGUGCAUGCAGACCUGGACUGACAGGAGAUGCCAGAACUCAGUGUUAUGAAAUUGGCUGUCGCUCUGAUUCGGAGUGUGCUCCAACAGAGGCCUGUAUAAACCGUGAGUGUAUAAAUCCCUGCUCAUUUACUCGCUGCGGUGAAAACGCUGAGUGUCGCCCAGACAACUAUCACAGAGCUCGUUGUUACUGCCCACCAUCUUUCCGGGGAGACGCACUUGUGCAGUGCGUUCGUCCUCAAUGCACCUCUGACAGUGAGUGUCCUCAGCAUCUGGCCUGUAAAAACGAGCGUUGCGUUGAUCCUUGCAACUGUGGGCCACACGCUCUCUGUACCGUUUUCGGUCAUAUACCAACUUGUAAAUGUCCACCUGGCUACACUGGGAACCCCCAUGAAUCCUGCUCAAUUGUUCCUAUCCAAGCUGAUACUGGUUGUAAACAAGACGCUGAUUGUGCCAGCAAGCUUGCUUGUUUCUCAGGCAACUGCCGCAAUCCUUGUCUCGAAACUCGACCUUGUGGUGUCAAUGCAGAGUGUACAGUAAUUGAUACUUUACCGCUCCGCACUAUGUCCUGCGAGUGUCUUCCUGGAUUUGUUGGUGAUGCAGAUGUCCAGUGUAAACCAGCUCCUGCCCAGAUUGAACCAGGGUGUAGGAGUGAUUCUGAAUGUCAGUUCUCAGAAGUUUGCAUCAACAGGCUGUGUGUCAAUCCUUGCGCUGUAUCUAGUCCUUGUGCACCAUCUGCAGAGUGCGUUGCUGAAAAUCAUCGCACAUUAUGUAGAUGUCCACCUGGCCUUGUUGGUGAUCCAUUUAUCAACUGCUACAAAAUACCUGAAGCCUCGCCAGAAUGUAUUGCAGACUCUGAAUGUCCACCCACUGCCGCUUGUAUCAAUCAGCGCUGCCAAAACCCUUGCACCGUCAGUAAUCCCUGUGGUCCUGGGGCAGAAUGUCUUGUGUCACAUCAUAGACCUCUCUGUGAUUGUCCAAGUGGCUGGGCUGGUAACCCACAAGUCAGCUGUUAUAAACCCGAGUGUAAACAUGAUAGCGACUGCCAAUACGACAAAGCCUGCAUGAACAGCAACUGCGUGAACCCCUGUUUGCAGACCUCUUGCGGUAGGGGAGCAGAAUGUCAUGUGCAAGGUCAUCACCCACAGUGUGUCUGUCCUCUCGGAACUCAAGGAAAUCCACUGUUGUCUUGCAUUGGUGUUAUUUGUCAAUACAACGAAGACUGCGCAGACCAUGAAGCUUGUGACCGUCUCAACCGAAAAUGUAGGCCGGUCUGUCAAGAUGACACUUGUGCUCCCAACGCCAUUUGUACAGCAGCACAUCAUCAACCCACAUGUUCUUGUCUGCCUGGUUCUGAAGGAAACCCAUACAUUGAAUGCAAACAUCCAAGACUUCCAGCUCCUAUCUGCAUACAAGACUCGGACUGUCCAUCUGGCUAUGGUUGUAUCAACCAGCGUUGUGAAAACCCUUGUCUAGCCUCCGAUGUUUGUGCCAAGGAGCAAAAGUGUAGGGUCCUUGAUACCCUGCCAUUAAGAUCAGUUGUUUGUGAGUGUCCUCCAGACUCAAUUGCAACCCCUGAUGGCCACUGCAGACCUAUUGUUGUUCUGCAAGAACCCCAAUGCCAUGUGUCUGGAGACUGCCGUGAUCAUGAAAUUUGUCUCAAAGGUGUUUGCACCGAUGUUUGUCGUGUUGAGCCUUGUGGUAUCAAUGCACAAUGCAUUGGGCGCAACCAUCAAGCCAUCUGUUCUUGUCCUGCAGGCUACAUUGGAAAUCCUCACAUUGAAUGUGCAACAAUACCACAAAUAACACCUCAGCCAGAAUGUUCAAGGGACGAUGAGUGCCCCAUAGGACUCGGCUGUAUAAAUCAGUGGUGUGUCAAUCCAUGUGCUCAUCAACCAUGUUCUCGUGACUCUUUCUGCCAUGUCGAAGGCCACAAACCAGUAUGCCGUUGCCCACCUGGUUACACUGGAAACCCACUAAUCGAAUGUAGACCUCCUGCAGAUGCUAUAACUGUUGGCUGUACCUCUAAUUCCGAGUGCUCACCUCAAGAGUCCUGUAUCAAUCGGCUUUGCGUUAGCCCUUGCAACUGCGGCCCCAACGCAGAGUGUAGAGUUAUCAAUCACUAUCCAAUUUGUUCAUGUCUGCCUGGAUAUUCUGGAAAUCCUCAAAUCGGAUGUGUCAAAGUUGGAUGUGAAUCAGACGAUCAGUGCCCAUCUCAUCUCCAGUGCUACAACAGUCAAUGCGUCAACCCUUGCAUCUUGGGUGAUGCCUGUGCCACCAACGCCGAAUGCUACGGAGAAAAUCAUCGGGCAGCCUGUCGCUGUCUUCCAGGCUUCAACGGAAAUCCUCUUAUCCAUUGUGAGCGUGUGGAAUGCUAUGUUGAUACGGACUGUCCAUCUGACAGAGCAUGCCACAAUCAGCACUGUGUGAAUCCAUGUGUCAACUCACCAUGUGCAUCCAACGCCAUCUGCUAUGUACGGAACCACAAUGUUGCAUGCCGCUGUCCAGAAAAUAUUCCGCUCGGAAACCCUCUCGCAUAUUGUGAGCGAACACCCGUGACCCAAGCACAACCUGAACCUGAGUGUAGAAUCGACGCUGACUGCCCAAGUAGACUGGCUUGUAUCAAUGAGAAGUGUGUCGAACCUUGUCAUGAACUAGGUCCUUGCUCUCAUACUGCAAAAUGCAAUGUUUUUGACAGUAUACCUGUCAGGACAAUGACUUGCACUUGUGCAGAUGGCUGGGUUCCCAAUGACGAAGGGGAAUGUAAACCAGUUGUUGUACCAAGUCCUCCCGGCUGCUCGUCUAACAGCGAAUGUGCCAACAAUGAAACUUGCAUCAACAGGCUCUGUCGCAACCCUUGUGAUUGUGGUAUUAAUGCCAACUGCUUUGUGCGUGACCAUUUCCCUGUUUGUUCUUGUCAAGAAGGCUAUGAAGGAAAUCCAAACAUUGCUUGUAGACCAGUCGGUUGUCGAAGUGACUCAGAAUGUGAAGGUGAUAAGGCGUGUAUCAACAGUAACUGCGUUAGUCCAUGUCUCCUGGAUAACCCGUGUGGGUAUGGAGCAGAAUGUUACGUUCUGGGUCACCAUGCUGAAUGCCGCUGUGUACCUGGCUACCGAGGCGAUCCAUAUGACCGUUGUCGUCCAAUCGGCUGUCAGACAAGUAACGAUUGCCCUGAAAGUAAAGCCUGUAUAAACGCUCAAUGUAUCAAUCCUUGUACAUACGAACAUCCAUGUGCCCCGAACGCUGAAUGUAAGGUGAGCAAUCAUCUGGCGUUGUGCAGAUGCCCACCUGGAGAGCUAGGAAAUCCAUAUGUUGAGUGUCGACCCGAGCCACAACCAGAAUGCAGAGAAGACUCUGAUUGUCCAUCCACAUUGGCCUGCUUCAAUGAAAUUUGCCGCAAUCCAUGUACAACCUUAGAACCUUGCUCUGCACCUGCCGAAUGUAACGUUGUUCCAAGUUUGCCUGUGAGGACUAUGGUUUGCGUUUGUCCCAGCGGCUACGCUAGUAGCGGAAGUGGCACAUGCAAAGCCACCCCUCCAAUCGUACCCAUAGGAUGUGUUUCAGACUCAGAAUGUCCAUCCAACAAGGCUUGCAUCAAUGCAAUUUGUGCAAGUCCUUGUGAUUGUGCUGCGUUCGCAGAUUGUAUCGUCGAAGACCACAAGUCUGUUUGUUCAUGUCCUCCAGGCUACACCGGAAACCCUCAAAUUGAGUGUGUGAAAGCUGAAUGUCCACCUGGCAAGGGUUACAUCCGCACAGAAUCAGGAGAAUGUAUCUGUCCCCCUGGUUAUGCUUUCAAUGUCAACGACGAAUGUCAGCCAUGUUUCCCAGAGCAAGGAUUAAAAGUGGACGAACGCGGGCGCUGUGUUUGUGCAGUAGAGAAAGGCUUCAUAAUCAAUGAAAAAGGUGAAUGCACCUGCCCUGUAGAGUUUGGAUACCGCAGGGAUAUCAACGGAAACUGUGUACCAGUCCCUGAAUGUGAGGUAGACGACCAAUGUGCUGAUGUCAAAUAUUGUGAACUCAAAACCCAUACCUGUCAAGAUGUUUGCAUAACUGCUCAGUGUGGUAUCAAUGCUUUCUGUAAUGCCUCUGAUCACAAGGCGCAUUGCGAGUGCAUUGCAGGCUACUCUGGAGACGCUUAUGUUGAAUGCCAUCCGAAUGUACCAAAUAUCACUGCUGAUUUCCCGCGGCCAGACAUUGUGGUCAGUUGUUUGGCAGAUGGUGUCUCAGUAGAAAUUCACAUCACAGAAUCUGGAUUCAAUGGACUCCUCUAUGUUAAAGGUCACAGCAAAGAUGAGAACUGUAGACGGUCAGUGAAUGUGCCGCAGGAAUAUGCCACCACAAGAACUGAGUUAUUCAAAGUCCAAUUCGGAACUUGUGGCUUAAUUCAUAUCAACGGAGAAGCAGAGUUUACUUUGGUCAUUCAGAAACAUCCAAAACUAAUGACUUACAAAGCCCAGGCUUACAGAAUAAGAUGUGUCUACUCUCCACCGGAAGUUAAUAUCACAGUCGGAUUCAACGUUUCCAUGUUGACAACUGCUGGCACAAUCGCAAACACUGGACCUCCACCAACCUGUGUGAUGAAAAUUGUCACCCGCACAGGUCAAGAAAUCAACUCGGCAGAAAUCGGAGAAAAUCUGAUGCUGCAAGUUGAUGUUCAACCCUCAAGUAUUUAUGGUGGAUUUGCCCGCAGUUGUAUUGCAAAAACUCUGGAAGACAAUGUAGAAAAUGAGUAUUAUGUCACCGAUGAAAACGGUUGUGCAACAGACCCGACUAUCUUUGGAGAGUGGACGCAUAACGCAGACACGCAAUCACUUCUGGCAACCUUCAAUGCUUUUAAGUUCCCGAGUAGUGACAAUAUAAAAUUCCAAUGUAAUAUCCGUGUCUGUUUUGGUAAAUGCCAACCUGUAAACUGUCGUGGUUAUGAUGCGUUCGGCAGGCGUAGACGUAGGGAUGUUGAGAGUGUCAAGACGAACUCCAGUUCAGAUCUGUUUGGACAACUGAGGGAAGAAAUAAUUAUCCAAUCCAAUGUUAUCAGAACAAGGGAGCACACAGCAGGAGAAAGAUUGGUUGCUCCGCGUGAUCCUGAGGCCCAGCGAGGCUCGGAUGAUGUUUGCAUAUCUUGGCUUGGUCUGGUCAUAGCCUUGAUUUUGACUGUGUUGCUUUCACUUGUUGCUGUUGCCAUUGCCGUAUCAUGUUGGUUGCUUGCUUACCGUAGGCGACCAACCAUGGCAGGGCCUUUACCUCAUCCACCUGAAUUCCCAAAUCCUCUGUUCACAACGCCUGAGCCUGUUGCUGAACCAUCCCCCGACUAUCAUCACUCGUGAUGUUUAGAUCAUGACUAACUAGAAUUUCAACCCUAAUUGACUGAACUUACUCCUAAUUAAGCUUUGUCAAAACCCUCUUAGAGGUUCUACCUUAAAGUCAACGUUGAAUGAACUAAGUCUACUGUCCAUAUUAUGUCUGUGAUAAACUAUAUAACAUUAUUUUUAGUUAGUGAAGCUGUUGUAUUUAGGUUAGUUAUUUUUUUACUCUAGAAUAAUUUAAAAGCAUCUGAUCAAAAUGAGUUGUUCUGAGUAAAAUUUGCCCCUUGCUCUAAGAACUUGUGCUAUCAAGCAAAUUCAUCUCUAAGUAUUUCUUUUGCAGAUCUUGACUUUUUUAUGGAGCUGUUUUCCAUUGCACAAAAUGCCAGAGACUAAAUACAACAGUUAGUAAAAAUCAAGCAAAAAUGAGUGUCACGAAGCAAAAGUUAUCUGUUUGCAAAGGGAGUGUUGGAAAAUUUGUAUUUCAAUGUAGCUUUGCUUUAUUGAAUCAUAUAUUUCAGAAGCUCCAUCGUAGAUGGAUCACAUUUGCUUUGUAACACCUGAAUGAUUGAUUCCUAACUUAUGAGUUGAAAAUUAUUCAAGCCUUUAAUUUGUCCCUCAAUUGUAAGCUAGAUGUUAAGGAAAUAAUUAAGUCAUUAAGUAGUUUCCCCAUUAUCAGAAUGGAAAAACUCAGGAAAGCCAUAUGAGGACAAAAGCAGAAAAAAUGAGAACACAAGUAUUCUGUAUUUUUUUUUUUUUUUUUUUUUUUUUCUUUCUUUUUUUUUUCAAAAAAAUGAACGUGCAAUAAUCUCUUGUGUUCGCAUUUUUAGCUGUUUCUCUAUGUAGUUGAGAGUCUGAUUUUUCAAUCAAAGAAUGACUGUCAAGAUCAAAAUAAUAAAAUGCAAAAAACUAACUCAACUAAAUUUAAUCAUUAACUUAGAUUAGGCAAAUUUACUCCAAAAAAAUUUAAAAACCAUCUAAAAUAAUUGUGAGAUUAAUUUAAAGCAAUGACUUAAAGUUAGUUUUAUUUUUGCUUAUUCGUACCUAGUUAAUUUCACCCAGUGCAAUAUUGUAGUUAGAUCUUCUCUGGUACAGUGGAGAUCAACGAAAACUACUUCUUUCAUUAAUAAUAAGAUUAAAAAUCAAAGUUUCCAAAAAUAUGUUAGAACUAAUAGUAUUUUUUUAUUUUUCUGUAAAAAUAUUGUAAAUAGUGUUGAUAGAAUCUGUUAUUUUCAGUAUGAAUGAGUGAGAUUUAAUGCAUACUUCAAGAGUGUUGUCUGUUUGGAUGUAGGUAUGUUUUUUUCACCCUUAAACUGCCAAGAAGUUGUAUAAUUAUAACGUCAACAGAUUGUUCGGAAUUCUGGAACAGAAAUGUGAAAAAAAGAAAACGUGAGUAUGAAUAAUAUUAAUGGGAAAAAAUCAAUCUAUUGAGCUGUAAAUAAUGUUACAAAGUCUAAUAUUUGUUUGUUAAUCUUUACAAUUGUAAUUGGAACUCUUGAACGUGAUAACCUUAUGAAGCUUAAGUAUGUAAAAAAGUAUACCUAUUAAUUGAUUUGUUUGUGAUCUGUAGCAAGCUAUUGUAAAUUAAAUGAGUCAUUGAUAGAUUUUAAAGUAUCAUUUACCAGUAUGUUGAAAAUGAAUACUACUUUUUUUUCAAUAUUCUCUACUACCAGUCAAGUUUUAAAUUGGCUCGCUUGAAAAAUUAGUCGAUUUAUAUCGUAGACAUCGAAUUUAAUAAUUAAUUGCUCAAUGAUCAAAUACUUUUGUUUGUGUAUUUCAUUGUUAAUAAGUGUAUUCCCUCAAUUCUUACAAGUACUACAAUUCUUGAGGUAUAUUGUGAAAUCUACAAAUACCUUGUAAAAUCAUAUUGGCUCUAGAAAUUUUAUACCUGGUAAAAGUAGUGAGACAUUAUUCAAAUCAUGCAGUCUACUCGUAUGGUGAGGUCCUUCACAAAUCUUCUACCUUCUCUCUUUUCUUUCUUUUCUCUCAUAUUUUACCAAUACAAUUGCUUCUUUCCUCCAGACUUUUGUUCUUUAAAACAUUCAUCAAAUCGAUGUCUUAAUUUUGUGCUUUCGAUGUUGAAAGAAUUUUCUGGCUCAAACCUGUUUUUUUUUCUCUUUCUUUCAUUCUGUCUGCUGCCUUUAUUCUCAACUGCCAUAUCAGUUCGUUUUAAGUUUUAUGAGUUUCUGUGAGUGCCGUUUUAAUUUUAAUUCCUUGUAUUAUAGUUGUACAGAUUCUUUUUGAUAGGGAGUUGCCAUUCUAUUUGACAGUUUGCUUGUCAAAGUUUUGUUUAAUAUAUAUGAUAAGGAAAACUAAAAUAGUCGUAACUUGGUAGUUCUCUCUUUUAGAGUUGCAGUCACGUUUUUAUGCAGCUUAAGCCAGAUUGUUGAAGCAUCUAUCUAUCUAUCUAUCAGUCCUGCAAUAAUUUUAAAAGCUUUGGAUAUCCUUUUUCUUCACAAUGUUCAUUGAACCCAAACCAUUCGAGGAACCACAUACACCAGGAAGACUGUGUCUAAAUAAAGUCAAACUACUUUUGCAUUCUAGUAAUUUUUUCAAAGGCUGAUGUAGGUACUAUUAAAACUUUUCUCCGCUUUGAACUGUCUUUAUCCCAUGUUUUACAAUGAAUUUCUUUCAAUUCAGGGGUGGUGGUGUUUCCCGGUUAGUUACAGUCUAUUUCUCUAUUUUCAUCAUAACCCAUGGGAAGGUUUUUUCCUACUAUUUUUCUCUCUUUCUUAGUCUCUGUUUUUUUUCGUGUGUCUACAAAGACAAAAAACUAAGAUGAAGCCCAGCUCAACAGUUAGUACUUUAACUUCUCUCUAUAUUCUUUUCUUCUUUUCUUUCAUGGUAGUGUAUCAUGUUAUUCAACUCGUACUUUGUCAUCCCUUUUUUCACUAAAAAAACUAAAUCUACCUCUCUCUCAUGAUCUUACCUUUCUAUGAUUUCCUAACUGAUUCUCUUUGCUUUAUUUCUCCAACCCGUAAGAAAUAAGUUGGAGAAGGUGAGCUUCUUCUAAUCAAAAAACCUCAGCCUUUGGAAGACUUACUUUCCAGUGUGUGGCUACAUGCACUGUGUAAAUAAUUUGUUUCCAUAAAAUUUAAAAUGUUGCCUUGUAUGUACAUUAAUUUUUUGUAUUCUUGAUUGUUAGAAUUUUUAAAAUAAUAACUGUGACUUAUUGUUUUUAAAACAAAGUAAUUGUACAUUUUAGUCAACAAAUUAAUUUAUUAAUUCUAUUUUUGUAGUACUUGUCAGUCAUUAUAGAUUCCAUUUGUGUCUAGCUUACUUUGUCCCGUCCAUUUUUUUUUAUCUUUUUUUAUUAUUAAUUUUUUGUUUUUGUUCAUAAUUUAUUAAAAUAAUUAAUUUUUGUAAUUGAUAACAAAUAAAGCACUGAUCCUCCUAUGAUAAA